AAAGCUUUCCGAUUCGUCUGGAGCUGUUUGACGCACAGACAGACCCACAGACUUCAGUUCAUGGCGUCUCCGUUAUUUUCAACCAAGAGCAAACAGCUGAUCAAGAAAACGACUGACGGUCUGUUACGAUAAUGUCCCCGGAAAUAGACGAAUGUGACCGACACCUCCCGAGGAUGGAUUUGAACGAAGUGAGGAUGAUGUCUCAUAUUUCAGAGAGGAGCUACGGCAAAUGAGAGUGAGCGGACGGAGACCAGGAUCGAACUAGGGAGGAGACCAGGAUCUGAAUUAAAGAACUUUCCUGCAUCCGAGAGAGGGAUUUAUCACACAGCCAUCAGACUGCUUAAACGGACUACUUUCAUACUCAUCGUGGGGAUAACACAAAACCACUGUUAAAUCGGAGGUAUUUUAAGACCCUCAUCCUGACCGUCUGAUCUUGGGACCUCGUCCUUCACACCUUUAACAUAUAUAUUUUUGUAUAUGCAGACAUCUAGAAGGCCAAACGAAAUGGUGAGUACCGAGAAGUUUGGACUACUUUGCUAUAAGGCAGUGUGAAAUAUUGAUUUGCGUUAUUUUUGCGUCCUGCAAAACUUGGACAUAUAGCUACAUGUCCUAAUGCUAGUUUUUAUAUUCAGUUCUUCACAACUCAUUCCACACUGACGGAUGUCACCUGUAGUGUAUUAUUGUAUGAAUAACUUUGUCUUGCUGCCAAGUAUCUCUUACUCCCUAUAACCCACCGAAACUUCUACAUUCCUCCACAUACUCCUGAAAGACGGCGUGGGUUUUGUUUACAGGUUCUUUUGGCUCUCAGGUGGGCUAUAUGUUAGACUGGUCCCCGGUGGACUCGCCUCCUGUUGCCCUUAGAGUCAGCAUCAUAAAUCAUAGAAGUAAAACUGGGCUGAUAUCAGGAGAGAGUGUCACUGUCAAAACCUCCGCAAAGCACUGCUCAGUAUUUCUCCAUAGAAAUUACAAAGUGCGAAACAACUUGGUUUUCACAGUCUCAGUAUUGAGUUAAGCCUUCUGUACUUUAUAAGCAAUUCUGAGUUCUCUCACUAUUUGUAUUUUAUUCUAUAGAUGUCAUGGACAGUGGAGUCUGACUUUAUUACCAAACUAACUCACUAUUUCUCUGCUGGCUGUGGAACUACAUAACUGUGCAGCUUUCUCAUCAUCCCGCUGCCUGUCUUUCUCCUGUUGUUGUCUGUUUGUCAGCCUGUGUGACUGAAGUGAGUACAGUAUGUGUGCCCUGAGAAAUCCACUGAAAUACAAAUUCAUCAUACUUCAACACUUCUAAAAUAAGAUCAUUUCACUAUAAUUGAACAGGAAAAAUAUCUGAAAUGUAUCCAUAGAAUAAAUGAGGAUGUUGGUAAAUCCUCUGAUUUGUUGUUAUCAAGUUAAUGCAGUUGGUCCUUCACUGCUGUUAUACUGAAGGUAGAAGCAGAAGACUAUCCCACAGAGUCUGGACAAGGCUCAAGUAAAGCUUACAAACCUUCUCUGGGGGAAGAACACACCUUACGUCAUAUUUCAGCACAGACAGUGACUAGCUCUUCAGCUGUAGCAAAUAUAAAAGUAUGGCAACAGGUGUGACCCAGUGUUUUUCAGAUUUAGACGAACUACAGUUACCUGGUCUUUCACAUUCACCACUUCACACAUUUAUUUACUCACUGUUCACAGUGGCAAAGUGUAACCAGCAAACCACAGUCCUACACAAACAUAUGCUGAUGCCACCUGAGGGGUCAGUGUCUCACUAAAUGAGACAAAACAAGAAAUCAGCAGGAGACUAACAGAAAAAAAAGUUUUAGUAGGUGUUUCUAUUUCUACUCCUGCUGAGGACUUACUGCUUUUAUUUGUUGUAGUAUUUUUCUUGUACUUGUUGGCUGGGUGAAGAGAGACCACCUGACAUCAUCAUGAGCAGUAAAUGAAAAUGUCAUAUUGGUAACUGGUGGCCAGAAAGGUAGAGAAGCUGGGUUGUCACAGGUUUGAUCUACUCACAAGAAUAAUGUUGUUUUCAUUGUAGAGGAAGUCAGUGAACAAAGUCCUUCUACUGUUUUCAUUUCUUAAGCUUCCUGUCUCAGGUGUAAGUGUGCACACCUGAGAAAACAGCUUGCUCAUCAUGCCAUUCCCUCAAUAAAUCUGACGGUGUAUAAUAUUUUAACUGUAAGCUGAAAUUCAGACACUUGGACUUCUGUUCUUUUUUGAGUUUUUAAGACCUGAGAGCAGAGUUGUGAUGGCUGAACAAUGUUGAUAUUUACUGUCAUUUUAAAGACUCAACAUAUGAAGUUGAAAUUAGGUGUACUGUAAGGUUCAGAGCAGGACUGAUGUGUGAUUUCUGGAAGGUCCCAUACCACCUUGUCAGUAAAUUCUCUGUAAUGCUUUGCUUCAUUUAACUCAAACUGCUGGAUUUUAUGGCUGAACAGAUCUCACUGUUGGAACUGUGACCUAGACAUGUCCCAAGAUGCUUUCAGAUGAUAAAUGAACUCCUCACCAUUAACCCAAGGUGGUCAUUUCAUUAUGGCUGAUAUAUUUCUCAUCAACAGAAAUAAACCUGCUGACUACAAGGUGAAGAUAGUAACAGAAAUUCUGAUGCAUGUUGAGUAAAAAAACUGAAGAUGUUGCUUUGUGGCCGUUAAGUCUAUGGAGUAUGAAACUCCACUUUUAAGUUGUCCUGGUGCUUUUAGAACUUAUUUAUAACUGAUGACAGACUAUUCAGUAGUUGUUGAAAUGUAUGUGUUGGACAGGUUGUAUAAUAUUUGAUGAACCUUGUGUUUUUUUCCCUGGUUUCUAUUCUUCCAAAAACCCCUAACUUAUUUGUGUUUAAUUGGGUCUUGGUCCUUGGUCUGAGCUGAAUCAGGGCUGAUAUCCAACCACAGAGCAGACCUGCUGCUGUAGCUUAGACUCCCUCUCUGCAGGAAAACAAAUGCUGACAUGCAAACAUGGACACCAGCAGCUCUCAGAGAUCCAUGCUCAAUAAAACAAAACAGAGAGACUGAUUUCUAUUAAUGGAGUAUGGCUGAGAUUAUUCCUGAUUCCCUUCCAAUGACAGUGCAGCAUAAACACCACUUUUUUUUUGAGUGAAAGCGAUUUAAAACACAUGUGAUAGAAGUUGGUACUUGGUUGUCCUGUUCUGUGAUUACUAAUGGUUUGUAUAGCAGUGUAGUGAUGCUGUUUUUGCCUUUAUGAGACAGGACAGCUAAGGAGAGACAGGACAUGUGGGGGGCAGAGAGCAGGGGAGGACGUGCAGCUAAUGGUUAAGGCCGGCGUUGUGACAGGGGCUGUGUCCUAUGUACAACUUUUGAUAUUUCAGGGAGGAGAACAUUUUUCAGUAUCACUUGAGCUGCUGCUCCACAACCCUCAUGGUCACUGCUCUCUUAUGCAGAGCCAACUCCUCUCAGUCAUGCUCUUGUCCCCAGUUUCCUUUACUGGGAGGUUUUAUGCUUAUUUUGUCACAUGACAGCUCCCUUGGCGGAUAUGAAUCAUGCCCAUAUGUCCAGUACAUUAUGUGCCCUUCUGGUCAGCAGUGAGCUGAAUAAGAAGGAGAUUGGCGAGGUGCUGGCCAUGUAUCUUUGGGAGCGUGAUGUCCCUGAUGGCAGGAGGUUUGGCCUCUGGCUCGAAAGCAGCCUGUACCAGGCUCCGAGGGGAUGUAACCCACAGAGCCUGGCAGAACUGCGAGCCCAAGCAAUCUGCUACCCCCCUGGAUAGUGUAGGCAUUGGUGAGAUGCACUGCCUCGUAUGUCACAUAUCAGGGGAAUUUCAUGCCAAGAAAAAUAAAGAUGAGCAGCCCUGUUUGUUGUAUUAAGCUGACUCUAAAUGACUAAAUCAGCUUUUUUUAAUGUAAUCUUUUUGGAAAACUUCCAAAAGAGUCUCAUUGCACAUAAUGGAUUUUAGGCCUGUCUUUUUUCAGUUUCACUUUUCAACUCAUCUCUCUGAUGUAUUUUUGAACUGCCAAUUGAACUAUGUAGAGAGACUGAAAUGCCAUGAUGCUAAACAAUGUUGAAAACCAGAAUAGAAAUGGACGCUAAAAAAUUUAAAUAUCAUGCAGAAAAGCUUUGUUAGAAUUUCACGUUGUAACCAGUCACCUGGUUAAAAGUAGGUGGCCUCAAGGUCUCAUGAUUUGGCUCAUAAGUUCCCACCUGUCAUUUGUUUAAAGGGAACGUAACACAGCUGAGUUGGAGCUGCUGAUCAUACGCUGCUGAUGUGGGGCGGGGCGGUGAAUGACCACAAAACUGUAGCCACAAAAUCAUGAGUGUCCAUAGGACGCUAAACAGAGUGACUAUAUGUGAAUAUCGUGCAACGGUAAGAUUGUUAUUUUGAUUUCGUCAGGUGUACGAUUAUUUUCCAAAAAAUACAAUAAUUUUGAGUCUCUGGUACGAUAAUUCUAUAUUUCCCAUCUGGCAACACUGCUCUGGCCCAGAAAUAUCAGUGUUAUUCAAUGGGUAAAUCAAAUGUGGUGUCGGGUAUAAACAGGUUGAACCUUCUAAUGAUUUAGAUCCUGGUCUGGGCUGUAUCUAGAGAACAGAGUCAAGGGUUAGUAAAAUCAAAAUAAAACAAACAGGAAACACAAGACAUUGAAUGAAAUGAACCAAAAUCAAGAUGAACUGAAUUGAUCAUGGCACAUACCUGGGUUUAUAAUCAUGUAGAAGAACUUAUACCAAGGUUUAUAGAUUAUUACAAGUGCUCUUAGGUCCUCACCCCUGCAGUUUGCUCAGGACCCCUCUGUUCUGACAGUAUGCUCAGCUGUUUUUCAGCAGUUUGAGCCUGUUUCUCUCUCUACACUUACCAAAAUAGUGUUACACUUACAUCCUGCUAACUUUCCAUCUGAUAGCAUUCCUUCCAGUUUGCUUAAGAGGUUUUCAACUCAGUUCAGUCUUCUAUUUUGCCUCUUAUAAAUCGGUGUCUCAGCUCUGGAUGUGUGCCUUCCUCCUUCAAACAUGCCACGGUGCAGCCUCUCUUGAAAAAGAAAAGUUUAGAUCCCUUGGUUUUCUCUAAUUUAAUACCAGUUUCCAAACUCUCUUUUAUUUCCAAGGUUUUAGAGAAAGUCAUUUUUAACCAACUCCAAGGAUUUUUAGAAAGGGCAAAUGUUUGUGAACUGUUUCAGUCUGGUUUUAAGUCUCUUCACAGCACUGAAACUGCUCUUUUAAAAGUUUUUAAUGAUCUUUCGUUGAACCUUGAUUCUGGUGACUGUGCCUUUUUAAUUCUCCUUGAACUGACAGCGGCGUUUGACACACGGUGGAUCACUCAAUUCUCCUAUCAUGCCUUGAACACUUUGUAGGCAUCAAAGGCACUGCUUUGAGCUGGUUCAGCUCGUACUUCUGAGAGAUCAUUCUCUGCGCACAUGGGCCAGUUUUCCUCCUCAGUGGCUCCUCUGACGUGUGGGGUCCCCGAGGGGUCAAUUCUGGGCCCCCUACUGUUCUCCCUUUAUAUGCUACCCUUGGGGUUGAUUUUAAGGAAGCAUGGUCUUCCUUUUUACUGCUUUGCUAAUGAUGUGCAUUUGUAUUUGACUGUAAAGGUCCCUACCAAAGACUCUUCAGGCUGUGCUUAACUGCAUGAAUGAUGUCAAGACAUGGAUGGAUCUUAACUUCCUAAAAUUAAAUGAAAACCCUAAAAAAAACAGAGGUUGACCUGUUUGGUCGCCCUGACCUGGUUCAGGUCCUUGCUAGCUCCCUUGGCUCACUGGCACCUUGUGUAGGAUCCCACGCCAGGAAUCUUGGUGUUAUUAUUGAUGGUGCUUUCAAACUAGACAAACAGGUCAGCUCAGUGGUCAAGUCUACCACUGAGCUUCUAGCCAUGGUACAAUCAUAUCUGAGCCAGAAAGACCUUGAGAAAGUCAUCCAUGCUUUUAAUACAUUUAGUUAGAUUAUUGUGACUCCCUGUAUGUCAGCAUUGAAAAGUCAGAGCUCAACCACUUGCAGCUCAAUCAAAAUGCUGCACCUCGUCUCCUAACUAGGACUAAGAACGAGAGCACAUAACUCUGGUUCUUUCUUCACUUCACUGGUUCACUGUUAGGUACAGGAUACAGGAUUGGUUUUAAAAUUCUUUUAUUUGUUUUUAGGUCUUUGAAUGGGCUGGCCCUUAAAUACCUGUCUGACCGUAUUAAAUUGCAUCAGCGCUUCAGAGCCCUUAGGACAGCUAAUCAGGUGGUUAGAGAACUUCCUCUGUCCUUUUUAAAUUAUGGAGGAGAUCGAGCUUUCGCAGUUGUGGCUCGCACUCUGUGGAGCACAUUACCCCUAACUGUGAAUAGCCUCUCUACUUUUAAAACAAUGUUUAAAAUGCAGUUUUUCCUUUUGGCCUUUGGUGUAGCAUAAUUACAUUUAUUGGGUCUUUUGUUAUCUACAUUGUUGUUUUUUGUUUUUAUAUGUUGUAUGCUUUUAUCGUUUUUAUUCUUUCUGCAUAUCUUAACUGGAAAGCACUUUGGUAGUCCACUGGCUGUUUUCAAUGUGCUAUGUAAAUAAAGCUGACUUGGACAUUGACAUUGACAAGUGUGGACAUAAUGCAUUCUAAAUUAAGCACUCAUAAUGUUUUUUACCUGCAUACUUAAGUGACAACAGUGUUGAAGAAUCUGAAGUCCAGGGCUCCCAUAGCACGUUAUAACCAGGCAUAAAAUUCUGAGUUAAUUAUUAUUUGCAAAGAAAAAAAUUUGAGUGUGAACAUUAAAUAUCUUGUCUUUGUAGUGUACUCAAUUGAAUAUAGGUUGAAAAGGAUUUGCAAAUCAUUGUAUUCUGUUUUUAUUUACAUUUAAGUUGUCCAUAGUCUGUGGUUCAGGGGUGUAUUAUUUUUGGAGCAACGAUAAGCUGAAAAAGUAAUAUUAUUUUGUAACUUGUCAGGUUUUCUGUCAAUCGCUUUAUAUGCAUAUUUGCUGCUGAUUGAUUUAAAUCACUCAUGAACCAUAUGGGCUCUAUAACCUAUGACCCGUGGGCUGACCUAUCAGAAUGUGCAUUGCUGUUGGGGUGUGUCCCUCUAUCAUCCCUCUGUGAUUGAUUGACAGUUGCAAAACAUCAGGGAAAAAGAAGUUUGAGAGUGGUACUCUCAAACGGAAAAUGAUCCGCGAUAAAGGAAAAGUAGUUUAUUAAGACCCAACCAAAGCUGACAGGAUUGGAUGGUGUUGGCAACAGGAGAGGAACAGGGGGCUGGCUGGAGUUUUGCAGACAGAGGGAGUAGAGGAGGAAGAGAGGGGACACACAAUCAUCAAGCAGGUGAGGACAAGGCAGCAAAGCAGGCAGAGGGAGACAAGUCGGAUGACUCCUAUAGCAGUGACCCAGGCCGUUGGGGAAAUGGCAUAAACGAAGGAGUGCGUGCUUACUGGGCCAAGAUGGGACUGGGCUCCUGUCAAAAUAAAGACGCCUCAGAGCGCCAGUAUAAGCAACAGAGAAGAUUUUUAGACACAAACUCAAUAAUGGGGAUUGUGUGUCUAGAGAAUGGCUAUGCUAUUCUCCAUUGUCAGGUAUAGUGUUUUGUUUUGUUUUGUUUUGUUUUGUUUUGUUUUGUGUGUAAACUUGUGAAUGGGGGUUACUCUGACUGGAAACAUGCCAGUGACCGUAUUGGCGAACAUGGGAGCUGUAUCGUUCACAGAAGAGCUAUGAUUGUCUACAUCACUCAAGCAGCUGACUGUGGGUCAGUGGAUUCAGACCUUAAGAGACAGUUUAAUGAGGAGUGUGAAUACUGGACACAGGUUUUACAGAGGGUGAUCACUGAUGUAAAGUAUUAGUAUAGUGGACUUCACACCAGAUAUUACACAUGUGGACCAGCUGACUUUUAUCCUUCCUAUUUUUUAGUUUGCACACGCAAUUUAGCACUCCUUAUUUGGGAUCCUAGUAGAUCAGGCCCACCAUGUGCAUUGGGUAGCAAAGUACCAUUCGCCUUCAUUUCACUUAUGCGCUCUUUAUUCUUAGCUGGUGCUAAGAUUGCUCAGACAAUGCUCAGACCCGUCAGUGCCCCAGGGGGCGCUAGUCUUCUUUUGGGCUUUCCAGUUGUAACAAACAUUGUAGAACAAUCCAAGAUGGUGGAUAUCAAAAUUCAAGUGUGAAAAUUCAUAUAAAUAUUCAAUAGUAAUAUUAGUUAUGUUCACUGCACACACCAGCAGAUAUGACUUAUUUUCCUCAAGACUUGCCGUAGAGUUUACAAACUAAUCACGUAGUUCUAAAUAUAAGCCAGAAUUUUCUCCUAUGAAGUAUAUCAGAAAACUACAGUUGUAAUCUAGUCAGUGUCUUGACGUGCCAGUAUAUGUUGAUUAUUUACAGUACCUUCACCAAAAUGCGUCAUGUCACCAAAGAGAACAGCAGUAUCUGAAUGCUGCCCAGCUUACAACUGAGCAUUAAAACAGUCCUCUGUUUUUUUUCAAAGAAUAAAAGAAAAAUUGUGGGAAAAAACCUCUAAAACAGAGAAGACUAACGAUCAGCUGGAGGACAAUCUGUUGAUGCAGCACACACCAAGCAAAACAAAAUAUUGAUUAACUUAACAGUUCUACCUCAAAGGCAAAAGGGACCCUGGGGAAAAAAACACAUCUGUCAAUUUCUUAGCCCUUUCUGAUGAUAUAACAUGGGGCAAUAUUACUGUGUCAUCUGACACAGUUUCUGUCUGAGCUCCUCAGUGUCAACAAGUGAAUAUAGCUGCCUGUAAGUGUCUGGACCUUUAUAUGAAAAGCAGAAAUCAUGGUAUCAUGGUCUAUAUGAAGCUUUUCUAUGAUCAGUUUUUGAAGCCCAUCCACAGAUUCCAGGCAUGAGGUAUGGACAUGAAGUAGAAAAUUACCCUCUAAAAGAAGAGAAAACAAAUAUUGAUAUUCAGUUUGAUACAAAAUUAGCUGUGCGAAACAGUCAGGCAAUUUCAAGCUUCAAGUUCAGCUAAAAAGAAAUUAUGUGUUUUUAACCUAAAUGAAUUCUGUUAAGAAAACCACAGGCACCUGUAAGUUGAGGCUUGUAUUUCACAUCUGGCUUAUUGACAUGUUUCCAUUGUGGCCAUGUAACUCCACACUGCUGCUCUGUGUGGUGGUAUGUUGAUUUUAGUCAGUCAGACAGUUCUCUGAUGUAUCCGUCUGUGCUGUAUGGUGACAGACUCUCUGUGUCUUUCAGCUCUGAUGGCUCGUGGACAGUGAUGCUGUCUGUGGCUUAAAUGAGCUCCAGUGCUCUUUGUACCAGCUCCCAGAGUUCCUGCAGAGAGGAAUCAGAAUUAUUUACAGAAAGUGUUUGUUCAACCCUGUUGAAAUUUGGAAGUCUUCCAGCCUGGCCUGCGGAAACAGUCAUCCAUUUGCAUCACCUGUGCCGUCAAUGGAGACCUUUGCUCUGUUGUACAUGUUUUGGCUAUCUGUUUGGUGUUAAGAUGGAGCUUACAUUGGAGGCAUUUGUGUGGGCUUUGAAAAAAUGAUGGUGGAGUGAUUUGUACAGUGACCUUGAAGCCUUUGGUCAAGCAGUGUUCUCAUUUCGUGCAUCCCAGACCUGGAGCCAAAUACCAAGCUCAAAACGUGAGCUCCAAGCCCUGACUUCCUUUUCCAAACACCUUAAAGCAUGGCUGUUGGAAAAACAGAUCUGUGACCAUAACUGUGUCUUGUUUUGUAUGUUUGUCUAAUGGGCUCAGUGUGUGGGGGCAAUGUAAAAUCAACAUACACUUUAUAUCUGUUGUGAAUUUCCCAGUUUGGGAUCAAUAAAGUAUAUCUAUCGAUCUAUCUAUCUAUUUCUGUGCAGUAAUUCAGCAAUGUGCAAUACCAGGAGAACCUGAGCUCCCAGGUAGCUAGCACUCUGCACUUUAGCAUAGUAUUAUGGCACUUUAAUUAGCAGUCCAGCACUUUAUAAUUCACUGUGUACAAUUACCAUGGUCCCACAGCUACUGGCUCGUUUUAUUUUGGACUGUAUGUCGCUUAGGUUGUCUACAGUUUAUAUAUGCUGCUUGUCUUUCAAUAAGAUCUGUGUGUUUUAUUACAAUUACUGCCAAUGGCUUCCUCCUGGAGAUGAAACUGAGUCAGUUCAGCACCAUAGAUACUGACUCAGUAUCUGUGAUGCUGAACUGCUUUGAAUUUAUGUUGUAUUAUUAUUGGAGGCCAGGUUGUCUAAUGUAUUUGCUGUUCUCUUGGUUUGUUAGACUUCAUGUCCAUUUGAUUGAUUUCAUGAUGACGUAACCAUGUAUAAAAAAGGCAGUAAUGCUUGUAACCCCCUCUGUUGUGGGCAUAUGUAUAUUUUUAUAGUGAUAUUCCAGCGUAAAAUUAAGCUAGGGUCAAACACACCGUAACACUGAGUUAGACACCCCGUGGAGAGAUGAAUGUUUCUGACUGCUUGCUUCUCUUGGGUCCCAGCCAUAGUACUAGCCACCAAAUAUCUUUUUAGCUUUGCCUGAUUUCUUUAGCAAAGAGACUAAACACAACUCACCUACUCUCUUCCAGCAGUUGCUCGUUUGUACGGAGACCUCGACCAAGUCCAUCACCUGCAGCAGGGUGACGCAAUUCAAGGAAGAACAUUUAUGAUCAUUUCUUCAUGGAAAUACAAUCAGACCGAGAUGCUAAGGCAGAAGUGCUACCACGUCUGCAGUGCAAAAUGAUUAAUAUGAUGAUUAUUACCUCAAGGAAAUGAUAAAGAAAUUAUCAUAAAUGUUCUUCUUAAGCUGCAGACCCCCGGUGCAGUUGAUGGACUGGCCCAUGGUCUCCCUACAAACCAGCGGCUGCUGGUAGAGAGUGGGUGAGUUGUGUUUAGUCUCUUUGCUAAAGAGAUCAGGCAAAGCUAAAAAGAUGUUUGAUGGCUAAUACUGUGGCUGGGACCCUAUAUGUACUGUUGAUGAGGUUAAAUGCUGUUCUGAGCAUUAUUUGUGGCUAUAGAGUGGCGUUUUGGUUGAGCGUGUGGCUCUCUGUAUUGCUAUUGUAUGGUCGUAAUUAAAGUUGGUAUAACUAGAGAAGCAAGCGGUCAGCAACAUUCAUUUCUCCACGGGGUGUCUAACUCGGUGUUACAGUGUGUUUGACCUUAACUUAAUUUUAAUAUUCCUUUAAGUGAUAUUAUCAAGAGCCUUAUUGGGUUCAAAGGCCCCGGUUAUGUGCCCCGCCCCCAGCCUGCCUUGAAUCUGUCUCUAAUCUAGUGGCCAAAGUGACAGAGCAGUAGCUUGGUGAGGCUUCAGUUAAACAGAUUGUGUUCAAUUAAACUGUGUUCAGUUAAAGUCCCAUUCUGAUCAUUUUAAUUUACUACUUAAAGUGUCCUCAGUGGUCUUAAAAUUGUGAUUAUGAAGUUUUUACCAAAAAUCACGUUAUUUGUGUCAUUUUCAAGGAUUUUUCUUCUGCAGAGCUCCAGUUGCAAUUAGCAAUUAGCAAUUUGCCUCUCGGUUGUGGGUGGAGACAGCGCUGCUCUGCACACUCCUCUUCACGCUAGCUUGUAGCAUAACAUUGCCAGUGGAGUAAGAGUAGUAGGUAACAUAGGAGCUAUUCAGCUCUGGGACACUAAUGUCUUUGGGAACAUGAUGAGAACUGACAUAAUCAGAUUUCUUACAAGCAUUGCAAUCUGCUAAAGCUCACGCUUGUUCUGUGAUCGUCCUCUCUACUUCUUCAAGUCUGGCCUGCCGAGUGGGUUGCCGGGGGCAGAGCUUGAAAUUGUGACAUGCAGAAAUACUCAAAAAUGCAAUUUUGCUCUCUGUUGUCUUAUAAUAUGUCCUGUAGCAUCAUAAAAAUGCCAUAUGAACAUGUAGACAACAAGAAAAACAUGAUUUUCAUCAGAAUGGGUCUUUAAUCGGGUAAAGCUGUGUUCAGUUAAAAUGUUUAAAACAAAUUUAUCAUAUAAUUGGAAGUUUAGGUCUAGUGCCAGGUUUAAUGCACUCAAAUCCCUUUUUAUUCUCAAAGAGUGAUAAAAAAACUUAUUUAAAAUUUGAAUUGUGUUUUGCAACCAAAGUAUCUGUGGAUAUAAUCUGUUUCAAUGAGGCCUGUACUGGGCAUGUAUGUCUGGUACAUUUAUUUUAGUAAGUGCUCAGUAUCAGUAGAAACAAAAACCUGUGUUCAGGAGGAUGAAAAACAACAGCCUGAUGUUUUUUUUUUAAACUGAUAAGCUUGUAUAACUGUAUAAGUAAGUAUCAUCUAGUUUUCUUCGCCCCAACGGCAAUUUAUUUUUUUAGAAAUAUCUUUCAAAUGUCACCCAAGAUCUCCACAAUUGUAUUACAGAAGCAUAUGUAAUUUUUUAUAGCAUAUGUUAGCAUAACAUAUAGCAUAUGUUAUUUAUACAUUAGAAACAUACAGAUGCAGGCUCUCUACAUCUUACAGCCAUGAACCUGACUGAACUGAAGUUUUUACAGUGUCUGUCUCUUUCUAGGUGUCUCUCAGUGAUGAUGUGAGGCUGUAGACAAUGUGAAGAGGUGUAGGAGCUCGGAGGAGAGUGUGCCUGCGGUCAGACCAUGGAUCUGGGAUUCAGAUGGUUGUCUCCUCUCACUAUGGAAGCUUUUUGUUUCCUGUUUCUGGCCAAACUGGUGCUGCCUUCUCACACAGAAAGUAAGUGAUAUCCUACACACUUACAUAUAUACUGCAUAUCCAUUACACAAAACUCCUCCCAUAUUUUAAGGGGAUUAUUUAAAAGGUCAAAUAUACCUGGAUUGGAGCACAUGGGGCAGAGUGAAUAAGGGUAGGUCUGACCGCAUGUUGUUGGUUAAACGGUGCUUGUUCUGGGCACUCAGGCUGUGUCUCAUUUCAGGGAACGCACCGUCGAAUGGCGCAUUUGAAGCGUGCAUGAGGUCAUCACACUGCGCAAACGGUGUCCCAUUUGGCAUGAAAUGAUAAGUGCACUUCAAAUUCGGUCUCAAAACCACACUACCCCCGCCCCUUUUUCAAGCGUGCAUUUAUGCACAUUUUCGUGCCGUUGGUAUCCCAGAAUUCUUUCCGUGCCGCUGCACAGCUGCGCAUUUUGGGUGAGAGGCUGGACUCACUUAGAGACGCAGCGCGUCUUUAAAGAAAAUAAAAGAAAUCCAAAAACAGCAGACAGUCAGCUCAGGCUGCAUGAGCGCAUGCUGUCCUAACUCACUAAAAUCUGCAGGUGCAAACCAAACAUCAUAGUCUUUAGAAAAGAACUGAUCAGCUCUGCUACAACGAUCAAACACAUCAGAAAUAAGAAAGCUGAUAUAACUACUGCAGAGUAUCAGGACAACAUUGAGUUUUUUUUUUUUUUUUUUUUUUUUUUUUUAAGUUUUAGAGAUAAAAGUUGUAAACUUGGGAGAAUAAAGUCAUGGGGCUCUAUUUUCGUGCCUUGCUGGCGACGCGGUGCAUGCGCGGCAUAAGUCAGGUCCGCCGCGCCGACAAGGUGUUCCCAAGCACAAUUUGGUAUUUUGGUGAGCCGCGCAGCCUGGCGUAAGUAUCCCCCCUCCCUAACUCAGCUCCUCCCAGCGGCGUAAGUCGUAGAGAGGGAGGAGAGAGGGCAGGGAGUGGGUUUAACACAGCCGAGACCUGUUUUGACCAGUAACAUCAGCUCCUCUCCUCACCUUUAAAUCCGCCACCAGGGAGGCGUACUACUAUUUUCGUGAAGUAGUCAAAGAGAUCAAGAAAUGUCUGAAGACAGUAAUGCCACACGAUGGCUACAGAAGGCAGUUCCUCAACAGGUGUCACUGUAAACGCUGCAGAGGGCAUCCUCCACACUGUCUCAUAUGAGCACAGAUGGAUUUGGUGUGUGUAAGUUUGGACCCAUUAGUAAGACAAACACCCUUUCCAAAAAUAAACACACUCACAUAAAGUAGCACGUAUUCAAACCUCACGUGACAAAGGUGGGUUGUGCGCACAGAUCACAACAUAAAUUCCAAUAAUGGCAUUAAAAUCGGAACCAUUUGUGCGUAAAUGACGCAUCGCGCUUCGUGGCUCGGCUCUUUCUUUCAUAGAUGUUGGCAUAUAAAAUAAAUUUGGCUCACAAAACUGAAUAUUAUAAUAUUCGUAUGUAGGCUUAAAGUAAAUAACUCAACUGAUCACUGAAACAAAUCAUCUGUUCAGCCGCAGCAGGACGGGGAGAGGACACGGAGACAUGUCCAGGUUGAGCUGUGCGAGAAAUAAGAGGAAGAGGAAGAAAGAAAAGGAGGGAGACAAAUUAAAUAUCUUGUUAACUUCAUCAUGUGUGUUUAUUUACUAGAUAUUUAAUUUAAUUCAGUGCGGUUUCGGCUGUGUUGAUUCGGUCAGGUUGAAUGUCCAAACGCGUGCCAAACGCGCUCAUCAGAUCAGAUGUAGAUCAGAAUAUAUCUAUAUAGAUCUAAAUGUAUGUGCUGACUCAGAUUAUUAGUUGUUGAUGAUUAUUUAUUGCACUGAAAUGUGCCUGACACUGUGGAAACCUGCCUGUGAGGCAUUGGUGACGUGUGCCGAUACGCCGCCGGUGUACUAAAAUACCACUAGAUCAGCUGCGCUCCACCUACACUGAAAGCUGACCAGGUUUGAAUCGGCGAGCUUUCAGCGCACUUUACACGCCACUGGCGAGCACGAAAAUGUCACUGUGCCCGCUGAUUCUGUCGACACCUCCCCCUGCCACGCCACCACGCCCAGCUUGGUGGAUCUCUGUGCGCCUCAGUCCACAAAAAUACCAAACUGGCUGUACGCCGGGCUCCGCCAGACGAAAAUACAACUGCACGGGGUCCGCCACCCUCUGCCGCCUCACCGGUGUACACAAAAAUAGAGCCCUAAGUGGGAAAAAUGUUUUUACGUGUUACAAACUUGGCUCACACAUGGCGCACAUUCAGCACACAGUCAGUAGUUAUACAGUAAGCUAUGGAGGUGUGGAAGUCGUCCAAUUGUUGGGUUUAGUGCAAAGAAACACCUGCUGGCUGAGAAAUGCAUGCAUGUCACAGAAACAGCUUUGCUGAGUAUUUUACUGGAAAAAUACACAGAAAAAGCACAUUUGCAGACUAGUUUAAUUUAAUGAUGCUACCACCAUAUGUUCAGGAGCAUCUAAGACUACUUUAUUAUCCAGCUUUAUCCACACUGAGGAAAACAACAGGGGCAAAAAUACAGUACUGGCUCAGAAAUAGUAACUUAACGGGUCAACAAAGUGCCUUUUUAAAGUCAAACAAUGUUGACCAUAUUGCCAUGUGGACUGUGUUUACACAAUAUUUACAAUUUCAUGACAUGAUAGAUCUAUGUGCUGAUUGGUUAUCAAGGUGGAAAUAUUUGCUCUGGUUCAGAUUUUUCAACUCUGCUCAAUAAGUGUUUGAAAGGCGUAGCGCAAUAAAUGCAAAUCCUUGCCAUUUGCAUCAACAGGCAGCUCAAUUUGCACUAUUUGGACAACCUCAUUUGCGCCAUUUGUGUCACAGGACAAGACCAUGCAUCUAAUCACAUCUUUCAUUGACUUCACAUAUAAUUUAAUUUACUGGAGCGAACCAUAAUUCUUAAACUAGAGGCAUGAAUUAUUCCUCUAACAGAGAUCUGUCCAGACAAGUCAGUAAUGUGCCUAAGUUUCUCCAGACUGUUGACAUAGUUACUGCUGGCAAGCCAACAACAACAUCAACCUCUUAUUAAAUAAGUGCAACAUGUUUGGUUCAAAUUUAAACUUAUUCAAGAUAAAAAAUAGUUGUUGUUGCAUGGGUAAAAAAAAAGUUUAAACUUAACUGAGUCAAAUUUGUAUUGGAGCCGCUCUCCUGCACACAGAAAUCACUCAGGAUCAAGAGGAGUGAUGGUGAGACUUUGGGUGGGAAAAUUAAACUGCGGUUUGUUUUUCACUUUUUUUUCACAUUUAGCACCAGUUCUGUAGAUGAACAGAUGUUUUUAAUGAUACCCGGCACUGAAAAUUAAGCACAGCAGAUUAAGUAAAAGGUUACAGUAUCGAGACUCGAGACUAUCUCUCCACCUCAAACAUUUCAAACAUUUUCAUGUAUGAUCUCCUGCUUGUCUGGGUCCAUGGAUAUAACUUCAAGACACACCGCCCCGCCAGGUACGCCCAACUGCUCAUCUAUAAAGCAGAUGUGCUGGCAUGCAAACACUGAUUGCUUUGAUUGGAACAUGUCCCAGAGCGACAUGUAAGCUGGAGAGAUAGUCUCUUUGCUCAGAGAACCAAGGUUACAAUGUAACCCUACGUUCUUUAUCAUCUCAGGACUACUGUUCUACCCCAAUGUGUUACAUGCAUAAAUAAUAAAUGAUAAAAGGUCUCUCCAAAAAAUGCAGUUUACUGUAUUGGGGGUGUCCAGGGGAGUUAGCAAACCAGUCAGUAUCUGAUGUGACCAUCAUUUGCCUCAUGUAGUGCAACACAUCUCCUUGGCAUAGAGUAGAUCAGGUUGUUGAUGGUGGCCUGUGGAGUGUUGGUCCACUCCUCUUCAAUGGCUGUGUGAAGUUGCUGGAUAUUGGCAGGAACAAGGACAUGCUGUUGUAUACACCGAUCCAGAUCAUCCCAAACAUGCUCAAUGGGUGACAUGUCCAGUGAGUAUGCUGGCCAUGCAAGAACUGGGAUGUUUUCAGCUUCAAGGAAAUGUGUACAGAUCCUUGCAACAUGGGGCCGUGCAUUAUCAUGCUGCAACAUAAGUUGAUGGUCACGGAUGGAUGGCACAACAGUGGGCCCCAGGAUCCUGUCACGGUAUCUCUGUGCGUUUAAAAUGCCAUCAAUAAAAUGCAACCCAUACCAUAACCCCACUGCCACCAUGGGCCUCUCGAUUCACAACAUUGACAUCAGCAAACCAUGGCUCCAAACACGCUGUCUGCCAUCUGCCCUGUACAGUAAAAACCGAGAUUCAUUCAUGAGGAGAACACCUCUCCAAAGUGCCAGACGCCAUUGAAUGUGAGCAUUUUCCCAUUCAAGUUAGUUGUGACAAUGAAGUGCAGUCAGGUUAAGACCCUGAUGAGGACAACGAGCAUGCAGAUGAGCUUCGCUGAGAUUCCCUGAGGUUUCUGUCAGUUUGUGCAGAAAUUGUUUGGUUAUAAAAACCGAUUUUUGCAGCAGCUGUCCGGAUGGCUGGUCUCAGAUGAUCUUGGAGGUGAAGAUGCUGGAUGUGAAGGUCCUGGGCUGGUGUGGUUACAUGUUGUGUGUGGUUGUGAGGCUGGUUGGAUGUACUGCCAAAUUCUCUGGAAUGCCUUUUGAGACGGCUUAUGGUGGAGAAAUAAACAUUCAAUUUACAGGCAACAGCUCUGGUGGACAUCUCUGCAGUCUGCAUGCCAAUCACAAGCUUCCACAAAACUUGUGACAUCUGUGACAUUGUGCUGUGUGAUAAAACUGCACCUUUUAGAGCGGCCUUUAAUUGUGGCUAGUCUCUGGCACACCUGUGCAAUAAUCAUGAUUCUAAGCAGCAUCUUGAUAUGCCACACCUGGAAGGUGGAUGGAUUAUCUCGACAAACAAGAAGUGUUCACUAACACAGAUUUAGUCAAAUUUGUCAACAAUAUUUGAGAGAAAUAGGUCUUUUGUGUACAUAGAAAAAGUCUUAGAUCUUUGAAUUCAGCUCUGAAAAGUGGGAGCUAAAACAAAAGUGUUGCAUUUAUAUUUUUGUGCAGUGUAUUUACAAAUGUACACUAUUUACAUGCCAACCAGGGUGAACCCCGCAAGCUGAAAGCCUAAGAGGCAAAGGGGCUGCGUAAGGCAGUUGGCAAGACGCAAAACUGACCUAAAACACGGGCAAAAGCCCCACCAAGCCGUGAACCUGGAGACUUCUCAGGAUCAGACAACAGCUGCCAGGCUGACCGAAAGAGACUUCUUCAUCUACUGUUGAGCCACACCCUACACCUGCUCCACAAAGGAGGGGCCAGCUGCUACAUUUAAGUGGUAGAAUCUGGAAAAUGUAGAUUUAGACGACCAUGUGGCUGCUGCACAUAUGGCAGUAAGGGAUGGUCCUGCCAUAAAGCAGAUGAGGUGGUCACACUACAAGUCCAGUGUGCCUGAAUUCCAAAUGGGGCUUGCACACACCUGAGAAUGUUUAUGCCUGAUGGACAGUAUACACAACCCAAUGAGAACGCUUAGACCUGGACUAAGGUCAUCCCGAAUGUCCAGAGUCAAACCAAAUGAAGAGUCAGCCUGUGUGCGCCAGAUAUAUUCUUGCAAGGCCCUCACUGGACACAAAACAGACUGGUGCCCCUCAUCUUCCUGAUAUUCCUAUGCAGUGGACAGUGACUGCCACUCAACAGCCUGGGACAAGUUGAAUUCAGACAAGACCUUAGGCAGAAAAGCUGGAUUGGGCCAGAGAACCAUGCUCAACCCAUCCAGUGAAAACCUGCAGCACUUAUCAUAAACUGAGAGUGCAUGGAACUCACCGGUCUAUCUGCCAGAUGCUAUAGCCAGUAGAAAUGCAGCUUUCAGGGACAGCCAUUUUAAUUCCACAUCCCCUCCGGGUUCGAAAGGGGGAUGUUGAAGUGCGCUGAGGACCAACUCCAGGUCCCAAGGAGGGACUGAAGGUGUCCCAUAAAAACUCAGUUAAGUGAGAUUUAAGAACAAGCUUGUUCUCCUGAGUUAGGGUUGAUUCUUAGCUAACAGAUGGAUGUUAAUCCCAGUAUAUUUUCUGUCCAUGCUGUUCAUUGCAAGCUGGUUUUCUGUCCUCCUUCUCUCUUUCCAAACUUCCUAACCUUACCUUGGCUUCCCUGUAACCCUCUCUUAGGCAUGCCCAACUUCAUUCAGACCCCUGACGAUCAGACAGGGAUUUCGGGAGGAGUGGCAUCAUUUGUAUGCCAGGCUGUGGGUGACCCCACACCUCGCAUCACCUGGAUGAAGAAAGGGAAGAAAGUCAGCUCUCAGCGCUUUGAGGUAGAGUACAGGAGAAGGCUCUAUUACUACCUGUCUGCUGUGCUACAUGUGAGGAAACUCUGUUUAUAAUACCACUGACACUUUUCUCCAGGUUAGAGCAGCAAACAUUCUCAGGGUCUUUUAAUGAGAGAAGAGUGUGGAGCACUAAGGGCUGUUGAAUUUGCAGGACGAUAUUUGUUGUUGUUCUGGACUGUUGCAAUAGCUAUAGACUUACUUUUGUAUUAUUGUUGACAGGAUAUCUACUUGAGGUACAAUGAGAGAAAAUAAAAGACUGUUAUUCAUAUGUGAUAAAUCACAACUUAACUGUGAACAGUCAUGCCUCCCUCCACACACCUCCUGUAGGAUAUGCAACAGAGAGGCGGAUAUUUCCUCAUGUUUAUUUUUCCAGGUGAUGGAGUUUGAUGACAGCUCAGGCUCAGUGCUUCGUAUUCAGCCUCUGAGGACCCACCGAGAUGAAGCCAUAUAUGAAUGCACAGCAGCCAACAGUGUGGGGGAAAUCAACACCAGUGCCAAGCUCACUGUCUUGGAGGGUAAGUCCUUUCCAAGACAUGGUUUCCUUCUGUUAUAGCUGAUGAGUGAUGUUGGAAUUUUGUCAAAGUUUCCGAAAAUGUGCAGCUCCUUUAUUGGCCAACUUUCAGUUUCCACAGUGAGACAGACAAAGUUUACUCUAAGAAAUAAAAAUGUAUUACACAGUACUGCUUUAAAAUACCUCAAUAAACCACAAAUUGGAAGUCAGACUGAUCAGCUGCUGACUCCAGACUCUGGGGUCAGUUCUAACUACUUUCCUUAGAAGAUGAAAACAGCUGGGAUGACAGAGUUCAACUGAGUUUGUUCAGGAUAGGAUAAAAUACUGCAGCUUCACAAUGAUGUCAACUUGAUUCUCUGUUGUGGCUAAAGCUCUGAUCCACUUAGCUCUUGACACUUACUGUACAUGUUGAACCUGAGCCCAAAUGUUACUGCCAGUACUGCUGUGUUUAUGAAGCGUAUCUAUUGCACCUCCUCUCUGCCAUAAUGGGAUGUGAAAUCACACACUGGGACACCAAUACAGCACAGUUGCAAGAGUCUGAGUACAAAAGCACGGUGAUGGCAGAACUUUGUCCUGGCACUUUUGCAGAGUUGUGUUGUGUAAUCACUUGGAGAGACAAUUUGGUGACUUUGUUGAGUAACACUUAGUUUGUUGUAUUGAUUUUGUGUUUCCCCUUUCCCAGCAGACUUCAUCAAGACUUGAUGCAGUGGUUAAACCAGUGCCUUGGUGGAAAAAAAAUGGCACUUCUUUUUUACACCUGUUGGCAUUUGUGGCUGUGCUGUAAUGUUAACAAAUAAGUUACAGUGUUAAAGUGUCAGAGGGAAUUCAUCCGUCUGGAGUCUCAUGUCAUCUACUACAUCACUAAGAGCCAAAAACUGCAGAAUGUUGUCAUGCAGUAAAUAAGGAAUGUUUUUAGUAAUGUAUAUCUGUUUUAAAGGGUGACAAGAGCGACAUGAAGUCAGUGGCUUGACAUUUUUUACAGUCUGGACGUUCAUGUCUCUUAUGAGAAUUAGUGGUGUGCCAUUGUCAUGGAUGUCAAAGAGUAACAUGGCCAGCUUCACAACAAAGUUACCCAGAUGACCCCGUGGUAGACAACAGUGUAUGCGUGGAUAGGAGUGGUGAUUUUAAGAGCAUGGUAUUGGAAAGAGACAUUGUUGCUCACUGGGGAGACCUUACUGAAAUUCCAGGUCUUGAAAAUCAGGAUGCCUGUGCUGCCUCUUCGUCCAGUACAACGAGGAGUGUGGGAAAACAGUGUUAGCAGACAGAGCUGUCGGUGUAGCAGUGAUUUCAGGGCAUACUCGGGUUUCAGUCAGGGCUAGGAGCUGAAUAUGAAGAAAAUAAGGAAAAAGAAAAGUUUAAUUCAGAAAUUAAACAUUAUGUCAGUCUUUAAUAAAUUUGAAAUCAAUCUCAUAUCUUAGGCUGAAACUUUUAUUUUAGGGACUCCACAAAGGAUUUCAUCCGUGUUUGGUGUGAACACACCAAUCAGAGUCAAAAGCACGAGCACCCCAACUUCACUGGUUUUAUGUUCUUCAAAGUGGGAGUGUUACUUGGGUGUGUGUUAGAGAGCAGAGAGAAGAGGGGUCAUGUUUGUGUGUUUUAGAUUAAGUCAGCUUGUGGGAAUUUUAACCAGACAAACUUGAAGAAAGUUGUCUCUUAUUCUUAUCAACAACAUACACCAACAUUGAAAAUGCAUUCAACACAGUAUGACGCCCACCCCGUCUCAUCUGACCACCUCCCUUGCACAUUGCAAGAACAACGUAUUACUGAACAUGGAAUGUAAUGGCCCAAGGCCUUAAAACUGUUUUUUCCUCUGACCUGCCCUGGUGUUUGUUUUGAAUCCUGGUUGGAACAGCAAUAUCAUCACAUCAUGCGCACAAACUUUCAAAAAUGAAUCCUCAGAGAGCUGGAUAAAGUUGUGUUGUUUUAUUGCAAAAAUAAAGGAAUAAAACAAAUGAGUCACAAAGUUUUUCUAAACAAUAAAAACAGGAGACAGAGCUAUACAGACCAGCAAAUGGCCCUUGGAUCCCCUGAUCUUCAUCAACAGUAUCACCAUGGAGAUCAGACAGAGAACUUAAUUUAUGGAGGUUGGUGUGGCCAGUAGCUGAACCUGUUCCCUGCACACUCAGGGCUUUGAUCAAAACUGCUAGAAAGGACUGCAUCAGAUUCAGUGAAAGUAAAGAGGUGUCCAAAAUCCAGGCUGAAAAGGUCAGUAAAUGACAGGAGAGGAACGCCUAUCAUUAUCAACAUUUUAAAUCAUUAUUGAUGCUCUGAACAUAUGACAUAGUUUUCAUUAAUCCUGUGUGUACAGGUAAUUAAUUAACAGUGUAAGGCUUUCUGCACAGCGUGUAUACUACAAUAUUACUGUCUUAUUUAUUAGGGUAUAAAUAAGUCUAAAAACCACUUUAUUUUGCUUUCAGGUCUACAUUCUUUGCCAAGAAAGCUGAUUAGCUAAGUUCUUAGCUAAGAAUAAAUACAAGACUCACAUGUCAGAGUUGUUGAAAAAAAAGAGUUCAUGUCUUUAUAAUAACUGAAGUCCAAACCUCAGAACAGUAAUGUCCCUCAUUCACUUCACAGUUUACCUCACUCAUCAAGCAGCUGUCUUAACACCAACGAUAUCUCAUGUCUGUCCACAGACGACCAGGUUCCACAUGGUUUCCCCACCAUUGAUAUGGGGCCUCAGCUGAAGGUUGUGGAAAGGACACGUACUGCUACAAUGCUGUGUGCAGCCAGUGGACACCCUGACCCUGAGAUCUACUGGUUUAAAGAUUUCUUACCUGUGGACAUUGACAGCAGCAGAGGGCGCAUAAAACAGCUCCGUUCAGGUACAGCACUCCUGUCAGCAUGUUCAGAUGUUCAGCAGGGAAUGGCACAGGUGACAGGGAGCGAAGCAAUAAGUGAUUAACACUUUAAGUGUUUGGGACAAAAAGACUUUAGUAAUCUUGUGAAAGUGACAUAACAUCAUAUUUAGUGUAGAUGUAAAAAAAGGGAUUUGUGAAGCUCCUGUUCUGUCAGGGAGAGUCCUCCAUGAUUCAGAUGAAUUAAAUAUCUGCCUAAGUUUGACUUGUUGGAGAAGUUCAUAAUCAUAAAGUGGAAAAUAAGAUACAAUAAAGUAAGACCAGAAGAACUAGUUAAAAGUUAAAAAUGUAAGGAUGUGAUUUCAUAGACAAAGAUCUUUAGAUUUGAUGUUUAGACAUUUCAGUCUGAAAGUUUAGUUUUUAAGGUAAAAUAUGUAGGAUAUGAAAUAAGUAGCAUAUUAAACCCACCUUAAUAAAUCAUAAGACAUUACUGAAACAUGCUUUUCUGAUAACAGUGCAGCAGUCAGCAUAUUGCUUCAAAGUUUCAAUCCCGGCACGGUGAGAUCUACUUUUGUUUUGACCUGCAGUUUCAUCUCCACUGUUUUAGGAUCUUCAGGGGUUGCCACAUACAAGACCAGUUACUGUAUCAUGCCAAACCAACAGGUGUUUGCAUGAAAGGAAGCAGGCGAACAUGCUGGUCACAGAUAACUGAGUCUACUACCCACUGAAAAUCAGUGAAUCAAAAUACUUAGCUGGGUGGGUAAAAGGUCAGCAGAUGACAAUGAACACUGGUCAAAAAACACAAGUCACUCAAUGCAGUCCUCUCUCAACAGUUUGGGGGUUUUCCUCUGAGUUCUCCCGUUCAUUACUGCCCAGCCACGCCCCCUGAAAGCUGAUGAUGUUUUCUCCAUCAAAUCCAGGAGCACACAGCUUCUGGGUUCCUCUUUUUUUGUGGUUCAUCACUUUUCUAAUGUGUCUCUGUGUUCCACAUCAGCAGCUUGGUUUAUUAUUCAGAUCUAUAGCAUCUGUAUAGUAACCGUUUCUUUGUUUAACUGUUUGCUGCAUAUGACUUGAUAUGCUCAAAUGAUGCCAUCAACCAAAGUACUGAAAAAGUGAACUGCAGAUAAUUUGCUCCUAUCAGACUACUGACUGACUAAGAGACGGACGGACGGACGGACGGACGGACGGACGGACGGACGGACGGACGGACAGACAGACAGACAGACAGACAGACAGACAGAUAGAUAGAUAGAUGAAGCCCUCUGAUCAAUAGCAGCUGUAUACUCUGACCAAGUUGUAAUUGGAAGUAAAUAUGUAACUGCACAGAUGGCAGUCAGGGACUCACAGAAACUGAGAACAGUAGCAUCAGUAUCUGAUAUUCAGAAUAAAAACAGGGUGACGAAAAAAUAUGGACAAAAAAAUGGCUUCCACCAUGAACACAGUCUGCUCUGUUCAGGGAAAAGAAAUUUGUUCAGAUAAAAAUUUUGACUCAGACGUGAAAAAACUCAUUGUCAAACAAACUGAGAAUAGCCAUUUCUAUGAUGUGUUUUUUCCCUCCAUUCUUGUUUCUUUCACCUUUCCCCACCUCUAUCUAAUGGUUAUCUCUUAUCUUAUUUGCAUUCAUAUUACCUCUCCAGGUGGUACACCAAUCAGAGGUAAGAAUGCUGGACAUAGAAAAUGUUUGCUUGUGCUACCCUCGCGCUCUACCAUUGUCUGUGUCUCGUCAUCUCAGCUCUCCGUCCUUAUCCUGGCUGUGACACCUGCUCUGCCUCUAUAUACACUUACACAAGUGUAUAUGAAACAAGGGUUGAGUAUCAUCAAAAUCACUGCAAAUUACUUUUGUCUAAUUUACAGAGAGUAAAGAGUAAAUAUAUGUAUUAUAUUAACUUUAUGAAUUAGUGAAAUAAAUAGGAACUCAAAUAUUGUUUUUUAGUUUCUCAGGAGCUACUGAAAAAUUGGAGAGGUGACAAAUGAGCUACAAUGUUAUUUGCUGUACUGUAAUAAACCCUGUUUGGUUAAGUUGGUCCAGGCAAAGAAUAACUUCCUUUUUGUAGUGACAGUAAAAUAAAGCAAAAUAAACAAAAUGUAGGCCACAAACAUGACAAGCCUAACCCUGAUGUGAGUUUGUGGCCUGAUGAGAGUCUCAUUAGAAAAAUGUAGUCCAAAAAUAAUAAUAUGCAGUCAUUUAGGGACUGACCAAUAACAUGAAGUUAUAACAAUACGGUUCCUUAAAGGCAGCAUUUGCCCUUUAAAUAUCUGGAGUUAAUCACCAUAGCUGUGACCAUUAUUAGUAAGUGUACAUAGUUACAUUGGUUUUCUGUAUCUUCACUUUGUUGACAGUUCCUAGAAAUAUGCUUAUAGAUGCAUCUUUAUGUAACCACAGGACUCUGGACAGCUAAUCUGUUAUAUACUGUACAAAGCAAAGAUCAAGAGCUCAGUUUCAAACCUGUCUGAUGUUGCACUUAAGAGUUGUACUCUUAAAAUAUUUACAUCAUUUCAUUUGUUACUAAUUUUGAUUUUGAUGUUUGCCAUAUUCAUUAAACCGCACAGUCACUUAAAGUGUUUCUAUCUCAAACCUAACUUCUGCACUGACAUUGGAAUAUUAAAUGUAUGCGUGCUAUGUUUUUUGGAACAAAUGGAGGUGUAUUAUGGUGCCAGGUAAGACUGGGUAAAUAUUUUACACUGUUUUAACCCAAAACCAUAGUAUCAUUGCGCUUUGAGCUGUACUGAAGCUUUGGACCAAACUAGGGGGUUUAGAGUCUUCAAUAAAGCUAACCAUCUAUGAGCACACAGGUGUGGCAUGAUUCCCUCCACAGUGAUCCAAGAACCAGCUUUAAUAAUGACGAGUUAUUGUAUAGACUGUUACAUGAAGACCAAAGUAACUCUAAUAAAGCUUUGCCAAAGGCUCUGUAGGUGUUUUUUCGCUUAUGAAAUAAAAAAGAGGGAGAAAAACUAUUUUGUAAGAAACUGAAGAACAUUUCAACUUAUUAAAGACCCACUCUGAUGAAAGUCAUGGUUUUCUUGUUUUUUACAUGUUCAUAUGGUAUUUUUCUGAUGCCAUAGGACAUAUCAUGAGAAAUCGAAGGGCAAAAUUGUGUAUUGAGUAUUUCUGAAUUUAAAUCACUGUGAAUCUCAGACCCAAACGGCAGGCUCAGAAACAGUGAGAUUUUCUAUGUCACAACUCCAAGCUCCGCCCCUGGAGCCCUGCUCUGCGGGCCAGACUCAAAGAAAUAGAGAGGACAAUCGCGGAACAAGUGUGUGCGGUAGUGGGUUGCAAUGCUUGUAAGAAAGCUAAUUAUGAUAUUAACAUUCAUUAUGUCCCUAAAGACAUUAGUUUCCAAGAGCUGAAUAGCUCCUAUGUUACCUGCUACUUCUACUACACCAGCGAUGUAAGGCUACAAGCUAGCGUAAAGAGGAGUGUGCAGAGCAGCGCUUUCUCUGCCCACGACUCAGAGGCAAAUUACUAAUGAGCUACUGGAGCUCUGCAGAAGAAAAGUCCUUGAAAAUGACACAGGUAACAUGAUUUUGGCUAAAAACUACACAAUUGAAAGACCAUUGAGAACACUUUAAAGUAGUAAAAAAAAAAAAAAAGAUUGGAGUGGGACUAGCAGACUAUGAUCUUUAUCCUUUAAACCUUUACAGUUGUUAGGGAGCAGCUUCUUUAACAGGCUUUGAAAUGUCAGCCUGCUGCCUUUAUUACUGCAUCCCUGACAGUGUUAAAGUAACACUAUAAGUAACUAUAAGUACAGUUCUCUGCAAUCUUUGAUGUAGUUUCAAUCUAUACAGAGAAAAAGGCAAAGUCUGUAAUAUUUAAUAGGUUUGUAGGUUUAUAAAAGUUAAGCUGCAGAGAUGUUGAGGAGGGAUAUAUACUUCUAAGACAGAUGACUUCUGUGUGUCAGAACUAUAUUAUACUGUGGGUUACUUACACUUGUGUGAUACAGGCCUGUGCUAAGAUUUCUGGCCUCCCUCCCCAGGUGCUCUCCAAAUAGAGAACAGUGAGGAGUCAGACCAGGGCAAGUACGAGUGUGUGGCAGUCAACAGUGCCGGGACUCGCUACUCAGCCCCAGCCAACCUUUAUGUUCGAGGUAAGGUGCUUCAGACCCAUUUCAGUUACAGUGAUGCCUUUACAAUGAGGUUCUCUCUUCACCUGAUCUGCAUCAGUACUGUCCCUUUGAAAGUUUAACUGAUUGCCUGGAUCCGAACCAGAAUCAGUUUAUUGGUCAGGUAUGUGUGCACAUACAAGGACUCUGAUUUUGGUGAACUUUACUCUCUCUGUACAACAUAAAACAUGAUUAUUACACUAUAAUGUACCAGGCUACAUUAAACCCUUUGAGUCUACAUCUGUUUGUUCUCCAACUGUCUCCACAAAACAAUUGGUGAAAGUUGAAUCACUUCGCUCCUGCUUCUGAGAAGAGACAGAAAGUCAAGACAGUGUUAGGUUUCAUCACACAGGUGGGAGUUUAGAGCAAAUUUUUUUGACUGAAAAGAUACUUAAAAAGCAGAUAAGGUGGUUCCAGAUUUGUCUCUUCAGCCCAUUUAAAGACUUUAUAUCAUGACAACAAAAAUAGCUACUUCAAGUUCUGGGACUGCAAUGUGACUAAAGAUCAGGAAAAAUCUGGUUUGGUUGGAAUUUGGCUCCAAAUAUGUGUUAAACUGUCUACCUGCUUUUCUUACCAUCUAGCACAUGACAAGGCAAUAAAAACAGGUGAUCUGUGACCAGAAGUGGGCUUGUCUUUCUUCUGGGUCCGGGUUGUCUCCUCUAUAUUCUUUGGUGGGUGAUGUGUUUAGCCCCAUCUCAUUAAUCAUGCUUGUCUUCUUGACCUUCUCUUAAAUAAAACAGUUGGUAUCACUCUGGAAAGACAAGCCCCACAGACACACAAAAGGUGGGUUAGCCCCACAGUUAAUGAUCUCCUCACCAACUCACGGCUCCAAGCGUAUUCACUAACCUGGACUUGCAGGGCACUGGCUGCUAACACUGGGUGCCCAUGUCCAUGUCCAUGUCACGAGUCUACAAGCUAUUCAGCCGGCUAGCUAGUGUGCAGAUUGGGCAAGAUGGUUUAUUUACAUACAACAACAGCUUAUCUCAGGUUAUCUUUGGUCAGAAUAACAGAUAGUGCCAUUUACCCUUAAACAAUCAUUUUCCAGUGAUCUGUCUGUCCAGUAAGAGAGAAAGGAUUAACAUGUAGAGUGGAUUGUCAUAGAGAGACUCAGAAACAGAAUUUUGUUUCAGACUAACCAGGUAAGUAAAUAGAGUAUAAUUGAUUAAGAUGCUGAAACACAGGAUCACAGGAUGCAGAUCUAGAGCCAACAUCUAGAGCCAGCCCUGGUCCUCUAGGCAGGUUCAUGACCACAUGCCUGAGCUGAUGACAUGUUCCUACCAAGAGUUAAAAUGCCAGGCUACCCAGACACAGAUGAUGUUAAACUUUGUUUCCAUCCUCUCCAUUAAAAACAGCCUCCACUCAGUGAGUGUGUGUGUAUCUGUGCUUCUGUAAAUGUGUGUGUGUGUGUGUGUGUGUGUGUGUGUGUGUGUGUGUGUGUGUGUGUGUGUGUGUGUGUAGUGUUGUAGUAUCUCUGGCUUUUUUUCCACUCAGGACUGGAUUGGUGGAUAUGUGCCUGUUUUACUCUGUCUUUUCUCCUUCCUCUUUCUCUUUAUUUUCUUCUCUUCUUGUUUUUUCCGUUAUUUCUUCUUUAUCUUUAAUCCAUCACUAUUGCACGCCACCAUCAAACUAUAUUUCAAAUCUCACCACUCAGAUCAACGGGAAGGUUUGUGUUUUUGCUCUCUACCCCUAAAGACAAAGCCUGGCAGACCGGAGCCGUGCUGCGCCUGCUUUUUGCUUGGCGCCUUAGGCCCGUCCCAGCCUUUCUGUUUAGACCCUAAAGUCCUGGUUAACCCCUCACCCCUCUCCUCCAAAACCUGCAACAUGCUAAUACACACUGCCUGGCCUGAUAUAAUUUAUCACUCCAUGCUCCUCCAAUCUUUGUGAAAUGAGCAUGUCUAAUAGAAAAGCCGGACCGUGCAGUCCACAACUCAGAUUUAAAGACCUAAAAGGAACAGUCCCUCGCCACUAAAUGAUUGUGUGAAGGAUUUGUGAUAUUUCCUGUCUUUGUAUUUCCCAUACAUUUGGCCUUCUUUUGCAGCUUUGAAAUAAGUAUUAGUAACUUCUUUGGACCCACUGUCCUUUACAAAGGCUUUAUCUUGUUUCAACUCCAUUAUUUUGUUGUUCCAACUUGUCGGUUUGAAGUGGCAGGAGAGAAAGCCAAUCAGGUUCAUUUUUAUGCUCACUGUCAAUGGUUCCACAAACCCCCAUUAAGACUUCUGCGGGUGUAACACUGGUAUUGUAUAAGCUCAGUUUCACCUGGAUGGGUUUGUAACAGUUUUUAAAACAUGAUCUCACUCAACAAAUAAAACUAAAAUUAAAUUAAGAACAAUUAAAGUUAUGAGUUAAUGUUAGAUCUGCAUUUCUGCAGUUCUGUAGAUCUAUAGAUCUGCAGGUCUAUAGUUCUGUAGAUCUGUAGUUUUGUAGGUCUGCAGUUCAACAGUCUUUUGUUAGCUGAUGAUGUUUUAUUCUCCAUAUGAUGUUUACCAAUAUAUCAUUCACGUCUUUAAUCUGGGACUGUUGGACAAAGAGUGAAAGACAGGAGUAACAAACCUUGAUGAACUCUCAGCUUGACUAAAAAGAAUCCUCCCCAAUAUAGACACAUCUCUGUAACUAUUUUUGUUCAAUUACUGAUCUGCUGAGAGAAAGAGUUGAGAUAUGCCUGUGCAGUGAUUUUACUAGAUGACCAUGUUAAAUAAGGCCCCUUUUAAGUACACAGGGGCGUCUCAUCAGUACCUCGGCAUUGAUCCGUGCAGAAUAAUGUUUGUGAAUGCAGGAGUAUUGUUUUACAACUGUACUUUUUUAUCUCUAUUGCUUUUACUUUGAGUCUGAUUUAAGUAGCUGAAGAACUAAUCAUUCUCCUAUUUUAGCAACAUUACAUGAUUGUAAUGCAAAGGCACAAAGGUUUUGACACUUUGUCACUAUCACACAUCUCACAUCUUUUCAUGGCGAGGGUUCAUCGUUUUUACUUAUUCUGACAGUUUGUGCUCAUGUCACAAAACGGUGUAACCAUAAGGCCCUUGCAUGUUUAUCCUUCUGUUGUCUUGAUUAAACAUACAGUGCAUCCAGAAAGUAUUCACAGUUACAUUGUUUUCACAUUUUCCUGUGCUACAGCUUUAUUCCCAAAUGUAUUAAAUUUAAAUGUUAUACUGCAAAAUCCAAAACACAAUUACUUAUAAUGAUAAAGUGAAAAAAAGACUUUUGAAAAUUUAUAUAUAUAAAAAAAAGCAAAAUAUAACAUGUACAUAAAUAUUCACAGCAUUUGCCAUGACACUCAAAGUUAAGCUCAGGCGGAUCCUGUUUCCACUCAUUAUGCUUCACCUGUGGUAAAUUUAGUUGAUUGGAUAUGAUUUGGAAAGGUGCACACCUGUAUAUACACUGAACAAUAAUUUAACACUUUUGUUUUUGCUCCCGUUUUUAAUGAGCUGAACUCAGAGAUCUAAGCAUUUUUCUAUGUACACAAAAAGACCUAUCUCUCUCAAAUAUUGUUGACAAAUUUGUCUAAAUCUGUGUUAGUGAACACUUCUCCUUUACUGAGAUAAUCCAUCCACUUUACAGGUGUGGCAUUUUAAGAUGCUGAUUAGACAGCAAGAUUAUUGCACAGGUGUGCCUUCGACUGGUCACAAUAAAAGGCCACUCUAAAAGGUGAAGUUUGAUCACACAGCACAAUGUCACAAGUUUUGAGGGAUUUGAGGGGUGUGAUUGUGAUGCUGACUGCAGGAAUGUCCACCAGAGCUGUUGCCCGUGAAUUGAAUGUUCAUUUCUCUGAUCAGUGGACUCCAUCAUCUGUAAGUUUCGAAGAAGUUUGGAACCACUAGGACUCUUCCUAGAGCUGGCCGCCCAACCCAAUCUGAGUGAUCCAAUAGGUGCAUCUAUAAAGUAGUGAGAAAUGCUGUAAAUAUUUUUUGUUUUUUAUUUUAAAUAAAUUUGCAAAAGCUUUAAACAAACUUUUUUCACUUUGUCAUUUAGGGUUAUUGUGUGUUUGAUUUUAAGGUAAAACAUUAAUUUAGUCCAUUUUGGAAAAAGGCUGUAACACAAAAAAAUGUAAAAAAAAAAAAAAAAAUGUAGCACUGUGAACCAUUUCCAGAUUUACUGUAAGGAAUGGUUCAUCUACACUGUUGUCUGUUCUCUCAUUACCAACCACUAAGAAGCAGACUCACAGACAACACUUGCCAUGCUCAAAUAGCUCUUCACCACAAACCUUUAAAAAAAAUUGCUUUGAAAGUUGCUGGAACCCUUAUCAAAUGUGUUUUUGGUUUUAUUAAUGAUCAUGGAGAAAAGAGGAUUGAUAUAUGGAUUACUUGGAUCAGGGUCACUACUUAAUGAAGUGGCUCUGGGUCUCCUCUUGAGUUUUCUCUGGCUAAGGUUAUAAUCAUAGACUGUAUAUAGAAUGGACAGAGUCUGCCUCCUUGCUGGGUGAAGCUACUUUGAGAACAGCACCCUCUGUUGAUGGGCUGCAGUACAGGUCAUAAAUCCCGCCUCCGCCAGCAAAGCUUAUGGAGCUGUGGACAAACUUUAUAAAUUAAUUACACAGAACAUAAAUUUUUCUCCCCCCUGCUUGUGAUGUUGACAUGUAGUUACUGUAAGACUGGUUUGUGCUCAAGUCCUCUUUUUUUCUGUGCAGCACCAUUUUUAAAAGUUAUUAGGGGGUUCAUGUUUUCUUUGAUUGACACCUGAUACAGCCUAUUGGCGUUCAGGGGUUGCAUAGCUCUCCCGGGGGAUACACUGUUUGAGCUGAGCAUCAUCACAGCGACUCUCGGCGACUCUCUCGUCGAAUGCGCACAAUGCUACUGCGCAAUGCUGGUUUCAGGAAAUGAAGAAAAAUCGCGGAAAUACUGAGAGCUAUUUGGCUUCAAAUCUGAAUACUGGCAGGAGGUGGAACCAAGUUGCCUAUGGUAUAUACAGUCUAUGGUUAUAAUACAGUGUUACAGUGCCAUUUAACAGAUGCUUUUAUCCAAAGCGACAAGAGCAAGAACAACACAAGCAAAGAUCCAAUCAAGAAGAAACCAGAUCAGUAAGAGCAACAAAGUCCGUUUGGACACAGGUACUGCCAAACAGUGUAAAAGGAAAGGCAAUGCACAAAAGUGAAUUAAGAUUUUUUUAGUUGUGUUAACAGAUCUUACUGUUCAUUGUUGUAUUUUAAUGUCCCCACUUUGGUAUUUUUAUUGUUUCAGACCAUUUAUGCUGACUGGAUCUUGCAUGGAUCAGAAAAAAACACAUUUUUAUAUCCAUUUCUUAUUUACAAGUUAAUUUUUCAAACAAAUGACUUCUAAGUCUUUGUACUAAGCAUCUUGCUUAGGCCUCAAAAUUGAUCCUACUAGAGCAGAGGUAAAUGGAGGCAUAUUCACUACAGAAAAAAAAAUCCUCUACGUUUUUCAGAAUUAAUGAGAUAACUAUCUCAGAUUAAUUAAUUAUAACUUAGUUUUUGAAAAAUUAAUGGACACAUUCCUUUUAAUAACAUUUCUCAGGGUCUGGCAUUCAACACAAAUAUCAGGUGAUUUGAUACUUUUCGAAAGAUGGUAUGUUUCAUGCAGUAUGUGGGUGGGAUAAUGUUUUAAAGAAGGUGGAAUUUUUGAAACAGGUAAAUGUUCUAUUUUUGUUCAGUGUGUCGCUUUGUGUCAGAUUCAGUAUGUGGCUUUGUAUUGUCUUCAUUCACUGACCUGAAUGCAUUAUUGUUGUUGUAUAAAUGCAUAAUUGUCUGAAGUAAGUGAAUUUUGGCCUGAGUGUUCUGAACAAUAACAAAACAACAACAACAACAACAUAGAUAGAUAGAAUUUUAUUGUCAUUGUGAAAAGCACAAUGAAAUUAAAAGCACAUUAAAAAAGGGACAAUAAAACAUUGGACAGUAAAACAGUAAAAAAAAAAAAAAAACCAGUGCAGAGUUAACCUGCCAUCAACCAACCCUAUGCAUUUUAGGGAAAAAUCCAAGUCCAAAAUAAAAAAGGCCUUGGAGAGAUGAACGCACCUACAAAAUUUCAUUGUCCUACAAAAAGUCCCCAAUCAUGAUACUCUGAAGGGACGCUACUGUGUCUUUUUUUACCAUCCAUGUAUGUGCCUGGUAAAAUACGCAAAUUUUCAAUGGACCCAACCCACCUGCCAAAUUUUUGAGCCCUUCUAGAGGGUUGUACCGGUGAAAAACUCUGCCUUUAAUAAUAAUAAUAAUUAUAAUAACAAUAAAUAAUCCUAGCGUUUCAAAAAGACUCUUGCCGCUUCUUGCAGUGCCGGCUUUGGCCCCAACAAUAACAUCAACAUCACCAACAACAAAAAACCACAACAAAUUUAAAUAACAAAAACAUCAACAACAAAAACAACAGCGUCAUCAACUAGAAUAUUAACAAUAACAAGACCAAGAACAUCAACCACAAAAACAAAAACAUCAACAAAAACAGCAUUUACAACAAAAACUACAAUAACUGGCUUUGUUUUGUCUCCAUCCACUGACAUAAAUGGAAGUAAGUGACUUCUGGCCCGUGUGUUUUGCACAACAAUAACAAAUACAACAACAACAUCAACAGCAACAAAAUGUAAUCAACAACAACAUCAACAACAUCAUCAUCAACAUUAACAACAACAAAAAACAUCAACAACAAAAACAACAUAAUCAGCAUCAAAAACAAAAUCAGUUCAGUUUGGUCCUUCAGAGCAUUAAAGAAUCACUGUAUGAUCUGUGGAAGUCAUAUUUAAUGAUUAUCAAGUUAUAAUGAGUCUUAAACUCUUACCCGAUAUAUUUCUCUAUAUGCUGAUGACAGAAGAGUAAAAAGUUUACUGAGAUUAACAUCAGUGACUGACUUUAAACAUAAGUUAUCAUCACCAUUGAUCAAAUGAUAAAACUCAAUGAGGCCAGCUCUUAUGUUUUUCAAUUAAUCGAUCAAACUUUGUCCAUAUAGCACUCUUCGUGCACCAGACCCCCCCCACACACACACAGACACAUACACAUACACACACUCUCUCUCUUUCUCUGUCUCUCUCUAACAGUCCCUUUCUUUGCUCCUGCAGUGCGACGUGUACCUCCCCGUUUCUCCAUCCCCCCCACUAAUCAGGAAGUAAUGCCAGGCGGCAGUGUCAACCUGACCUGUGUUGCAGUGGGUGCACCGAUGCCUUUUGUCAAAUGGAUAAUUGGGGAGAUGGAUCUGACUAGGGAGGACGAGAUGCCCAUUGGCCGCAAUGUCCUGGGGCUCACUAGCAUACAGCAGUCUGCCAACUACACCUGCGUGGCCAUAUCCUCCCUGGGCAUGAUCGAGACCACGGCCCAGAUCACUGUAAAAGGUCAGAAACACCUACAAACGUGAAGAAGGCUGUGGAGGCCACAAAUUUCUGAUCUCUUUAUUUAAGUGCACUUGAUCUUGAUUAUACUUUGGAGUUUAACCUGAGAUUUAAGAAGCCUUUAGCUGUGAUUUUAUAAAGACACCUGUCAUCAAUCAAUCAAUUAAAACAUUUUUUAAUCAGACUCUUCCUCCUUACUGGUGAGCGUAUUGCAUCAUUCCGUUUCCUGUCAUUGAACUGAGUGCUGUACUCUUGAUAGCUUUGUCCCUAAUAGAUUAUUUUUCUUCAAUCCAUCAACACAUCUGUGAUCUAUCUAUUAUCUGUGAAGAGUGAAGUGAGUAGCUAGAAUCCUUUUGUAAAGAGAAAGUUUUGAAGAUAAAUUUUUAGCCUCUCCUACUCUAAGAGGAACAGCCUCCACUCUAGCGGCCAACAUUCAGCUCAAUACACACUUAUGUUAAAACCUGAAGAGGUCUGAAAAGUUCAUGAAGUUUGAACUGUCACUGCAAGAAAAGUAUGAAUGUGAUGAAGGAGUUGAAUGAAUGUGUGAAUGCCUGAAGUUUUGUAAAUGUUUUAAAUCUUCUAGGUGAAAGUAUGAAGGAGUGAGAAGAGGUUGAAUUUGAGUGAGUUUGAAGCCUUUUCUCAUUAACUCCCAUAAUACAAAUCUAAAUAGUUUUAAAAAUUAUAAUGGGAUGACAAAGCUUGAAGAUGUGGAAUAAUGCUGAAAAGUGUGAAUAUUUUGUUUUUAAGUCCUUAAAAAGCUUUUAAUACCCUAGUUCCCCUCUAGACCAGUCUAGAGUCUAGAGUCUGCUGGUCACACCAAAAGUCUCCAAAAGUAGUAUAAGACGUAGAGCCUUCAGCUAUCAGGCCCCUCUCCUCUGGAAUCAUUUACUGUUCGACGUUCGGGGGCAGACAUCCUCUCAACUUUUAAGAGUAGACUUAAAACUUUCCUCUUUGAUAAAGCUUAUAGCUAAGGCUGGUUAGGUUUGAACCAGCUUUUAGUUAUGCUGCUAUAGGUUUAGACUGCGGGGGACUGACACUCUGAGCUCCUGUCUGUCCCUCUCUCUACUCUCUCCUUUAGAUCUUCAUGUCCCAUUUAAGGUACUAACCAGAUCUCUCUGAGUGUCCCUGAGCUCCCCAGGCUCUUAGGCCCCUCUGGACUGAUGGUACAGAUGGUUCUCUUCCCUAACUCAGUGGCAGCGGGUAGCUGUCUGACAUGAGUCUGGAUUUACUCUGGCUUUCUGCCUAUUAAAGUGAGGUUUUUCCUUGCCAUUGCAUCUUGCUAAAUACUGCAGAGUGCUUCACUCUGUUGGGUUGAGAUGGAUCAAAUCUUUCCCAUCUUGAGGUUGGGUCUUUUUAAUACAUCAAACAAUAAGUGUGGUCUAGACCUGCUCUUUAGGAAAGCGCCUUGGGAUAGCGACUGUUGUGAUUUGGUACUAUAUAAAUGAAAAUUGAUUGAUUGAUUGACUAUCUCAGGGGAAUUCAGACUUUCAGUCUUUUUGUGGAAACAUUUUAGAUGGUCUUCAAAUAUACAGUUAACUAACCAGCUGACCAGGCAGUUUACAGCUACAGUCGUAUAAAAGGGCCAGCUAUUCCAGGAAUCACUGCAGGAAAGGUCCUAACAGUUUUUAGACAGCAGCUAAUUGUUUCUAUAGAUGAACUUUGCCUUCCUUCCUCUUCUCCUCACUGUUUUUCACCAGCUCUCUGAGGUGCUGAGAUAUGCCAAUCACGGCAGAUGCUUUAGUGCUUCUGUCAUUUAUCAAAUUGCUUAAAUAAGUGAUCCCAACAAUGUCCUUGCUAUUUCUUAAAUCCUUUUUCCAUUGCAUGUAUUUCCACAGCGGAGAGCAAACAGAAGAUAUCAGAAAGAAUCAUCUUCCAUAUUUCAGCUCGUCUUUAUAAAAUCAAUCUUUUUGACAAAUUUACUGGAGCAUCUCCAGGGCGCCUGAGCUGUGAUUUCAGUGCUGAGAUAUGGUUUAAAUCUUAAAUCUGAGACACAAUUUCAAUCCAUUUUUAUUUUUUUAUUUUUUUUUUCAGAACAAAGUAAAUUUCUUAUUAUCUCCAACAAACACUGUUGAUAAGUAUGCAUUAUUCUGCUUGCACUUGUCUACAUGGUAACACCUGUUGGCUCUUGGCUAAUCGGAAAUGGACAGAAAUGAGCUCCUGGACGGUCAUUUAUAACAGAGUGACAAAUGUUCAUGUAAACAGAAAAGGAAGAAGAAUAAAAUAAUGUGUCUAAUGGACUCUCCUCUCCAUCUCCAUCUUUAACAGCUCUCCCCAAACAGCCCAGCUCCCUGACAGUGACAGAAACCACAGCUACCAGUGUCACUUUGACCUGGGACUCUGGCAACCCAGAGCCAGUGUCCUACUAUGUGAUCCAGUACCGUGCCAAAACAUCAGACAAUGGCUUUCAAGAAGUAGAUGGAGUAGCAACUACGCGAUAUAGCAUCGGAGGCCUCAGCCCCUUCUCAGAAUAUGAGUUUCGGGUCAUGGCUGUCAACAACGUGGGCCGGGGGCCUCCCAGCAGUACCGUGGUUACUCGCACAAGUGAGCAAGCACCCUCAUCACCUCCUCUUAAUGUCCAGGCACGCAUGCUAAGUCCAACCACCAUGCUGGUCCAGUGGGAACCUCCAGAGGAGCCCAAUGGCCACAUACAUGGAUACCAGGUCUAUUAUAGUUCAGAGCGUGAUGCCCUGCUCAGCUCCUGGCAGAAACACAACACAGAUGACAGCCAGCUGACCACCAUCUCAGGCCUCACAACGAAUCUCACCUACAGUCUGAGGGUGCUGGCCUUUACCUCUGUGGGGGAUGGGCCUCUCUCUGAUGUUCUGCAAAUAAAGGCCCAACAGGGAGGUAAGAGCAUCCAGAUCAGUUCAAGACAAAGAUCUUUGGAAAACUUUAGAUAACUCAGGAUUAAAUUUUAAGUUUUUUUCAGUUCGAAGUUUUUGAGUAGGCUGCAUUCUUUCUGUAACUCUGGUGUGUUUAGAGACACCUUACGUAUUUCCAUUGAAAUACAUUUAUAAGGUUGUCAGCAUAGGGGAAGCUCUCUCUACAUCAGCAAGCUAAUCAGGAUCAAAUUUAAUGAGUGCAGAAAGUUCUUAUAUUCUGGUUAUUGCAGGUAGUGGCAGCCUUCUGCCUCUUCUCCUCAUUUGGUUCCAUAUUCCGUUUCUGGAUCCCCUUUCCCUACAAAUGCGCCUGAUGGGUUUUUCCCUCAGUAGUCUUUGAGGAAUCCCAUUUGGGUAAUCGGAUGGCUCUUGUAGGUCCAGGGAAGCAAGCUGCAGAUCCAGCUGCAAGGAGUAGGUUAGCCUGCCUCCAUGGUGUAUGACAGGAUUUCCUGGUGUUACACAGAUUGCAAAUACUUGCUCCAGAAAGGCAAUCAGAAUGCAUAAACUUGCCAAAUACUGAAAUCUGACAGCCAUACCUGCUACCCAUUCAUACUGCUACUGAUUACUGCUGGGAACAACACUGACAAAAAAUCUUUCUUUGAAGACAUAGUAGAUAAAAAUUAUAAAGAGUCUCACUGACCUCUGCAGACCGACUGUACAGUUGUGAUGAUCACUUUUAGAGUUAAGUGUCUCCAAAAAUUAGCUGAAACAUUGUGACAAAAACUACAAUAUAACAGGGCCAAUAAUGCUGUCACAAUGGUGACUUUUUACCACCUGGUUCUGGUACUCUGUAUUGCCUAGUCUUAAUACCUGCUCUGUCCCUAAGUCUCCUCCUGAUCUCUGUGUUUAUGCCUCCAGUACCAGCUCAGCCAUCUCAUUUUGAAGCUGAGGCUGAGCUGGACUCCCGAAUCAUGCUCACAUGGCUUUGGCCAGUUCAGGACCCUAUCGAAAGCUUUGAGCUGCUUUACUGGGAGGCCAACAAUCCCACAGACAAGGUAAGUACUCAGAAUCACACUAUUCUCUAACAUGAUUAAAUAAUUUCAAUUAGUACUGUUUAUUUCUUAUGUUAAUAUGUGUAUUUCAGUAUUUUUGAGCUUCAAUGUUUUGUAUUUGUGCAGUUAUAAUAACAGUAUUACGGAUAUUAAUGAACUGUUAUUUUUCAACCCGAUUCAUUGUUUGUCAGAUCCAACAGUUUCAGACUAUAUGUGGCACAAGAACGGAUAACCUGCUUAAAUGAAUGAGUGGAUUAGAUUAAAAUUCACACUCACCACACUAACAGGUACCCAGCUGACAAUCUUAAAAUGACACGGAUACUAAAACCAUGAACAAGUUAAACCCAAUUAAAAUAACGUACACAUUUGGACCUCAUUCAUGAAGCUUGACGAAUUCAUGCUGAGAUAGAGAAGCCUGACAGCUUGAGGAUGAGAUGUGUUUGCUCUGGAGAAUGAUGCAUGGUCUGAAGGCUUGAGGCUGCUUUACAGGUAAAAACAGUACAAUUAAACCACAAGAUAAAAGCAAACGCAGUAUCUAUCAAUCAACCAAUCAAGCAGUAUAUCUAUAGCACUAUUAUACCAGUCUGUCGUGGCUUUUGAGGCUGUGAUGCUUUUACUCUGUCUCUGCGUUGUCUUGCUGAAAUAAUCAGGGAAGUCCCUGAAAAAGACAGGGCUUUGAUGGCAGCAGAUGUUGUUGAUACCUGUCUUUGUCUUUACAUGGUAGAGUUUGAACUUGUAGAUGUGGAAAUAAACUGUGUUAACUGACAAAAAUUUUCUAAAGUUCUCCUGAGGACAAGGUGAAAAUGUGUAGCUCAGUUAUUGCAGCUUUUGAUAGGUUUGUUUGUGUGUGUGUGUGUGUGUGUGUGUGUGUGUGUGUGUGUGUGUGUGUGUGUGUGUGUGUGUGUGUGUGUUGUUUUUGUGUACUAACUUCAGUAAUAAAACUUUUACAAUAACUCCUUUGGUUUUUGCUUCUCCACAGCAUCAUGUCAGUUUUGACCCGGCCGGCUCCUAUGCAGUCGAUGGUCUAAAGCCCGAUACGCUUUAUGUGUUUUCGCUAGCGGCAAGAAAUGACAUGGGUUUAGGACUCCAGACUCAACCCAUUGAAGCAAGGACUGCUCAGACCAGUGAGUACUAUGCUCUUCUGUUAUUAGCUCUAUUCAGUAGGUAACAAGCUGGUGGCUUCACUGAAUCGUCCUGUCUCUGUUGUUCAUGCGCUUCUGUUGUAAGAUAGUUAUUAAGUCUUGUUGGUUCUUGUCUUUUCCCCAGCUGCCUUUAUGACCGGCAUUUCCUGUUAAUACUUUAAGAACUUCAUGAUUAUGUUCCCAGUAAAGCUGCAGCAUCCUUUCUUGAUCUAACUCCACGUGCUUUCUCUUUCACUCUUGAUGGAGGCUAAGAUGACCACCUCCAGUAUCUUUUUUUCCAAAAACAAACAGGGUUCCAGUCCUUCAGAUCUUCCUUCCAAGAUUUUAUGUAACCUGUCUCAUGUAACCCUGUUUGUUUGUCUCCCACUGUUGAUGUGUGUCCCUCCGUAUGUCCCAUUCCUUUGGUUCCCUAGACCAAGGCUCUCCUCGUCUCUUCAAUAGCAGUUAGUAUCCCAUCGAAGUGAGCUCAAAUUCUAGGUUGUUAUAAUUACUCAGGAUUUCUUCUUUCACCUCUGUGAGAUCACUUUCACCUACCUCCAGGUCUUCCAUGUAUACUUUGACUGUAUUGGUAGUUUUCUCUUGUCUCUGCUUGUUUGUCCUGUAUAGAGUUAGGGUUAGGAUCACUAUGUGAGGUGGCAUGUUCUUCCAUCCUGUAAAAUAUGACAGGAUUUAUCUAAAACUGGAGUAGGUCUACCCUGCAGUCUCUCAGCAGUUUUAGUUAAGAAAAAAGUCCUUAAUUACAAGAAUACAAGAAGACAUGACCUCAGCAGUGGGAACAUACUUCAGCAGACUGACUCACAGACUCACAUCUCCUAUUUAUACUUGCAGAAAUGUGUUUGUAAGUGCUUUCCACGCUCCGUAUCUACCGUCUUUUUUAAGCGUUUCCGUGUCAUUGCGUUUCUUGCCCCUCUAUGCUUAUGGGCUUCCCCCUGGGAAUCCCAUGGUUACAUCACAAUGCUAUCCCCUAACACGUCUGCAGAGAUGCUUGAUUAUGGAUAGGGUGCACAAAGGGCUAAAAAAGCCCAUCAGAGAUCACAGGCUUGAAAAAUUCAACAGUGGGACUGCCUUGUGGACUCGGCAAGUGGACACUGUUUAUUUUCUGGACCUUUAAGUGAUUUACUCCAUAUAAAACACAACAGUCUACACUGCCAUCUACUGGAUAAAUGAAAUAAAUUUAGGAAAACAAAGUAACACAGUAUAUAGUAUAAUAAAAAAAGUGGUGCACUCAAAGGUGACUGAACAUGAACCAAAAACCAUCAGGCUCCACAGGUGGGGUUGUAAACAGAAAUCACUAGAUACUUAAGUGGGAGAGGUCAGGAGAAGACGAUAAUAACUUUAUUCAUUUAGCACCUUUAAAAACAGAUGUUGACAAAGUUGCUUUAAUAGACAAAACAAAGGCAGAAAAGGCAGAACUUUGUGGACAAUAAAUCAUCAAUCAGGUCAAACAAAGACCAAAAGAAUCAGGCAAAAAAGCACAGAGGUUCAUGUCAAAUAAAGCAACAAAAGGAAGGUGUGGCAGUGUUUGCAUGGGCAGCCGCCCUUCUUCAUGCAGGGGAGACCCGCGGUCCUGACAUGCUCCAUUAAAGACUCACUUUUUCCAGUUUGUCACAGAUUAACUGAUCUCAUGUGUACAGUGUCCACAGUAACUUGAACUUGAGUCCUACUAGCAACGAAAAUCAACAAAAAGAGAGAGAGAGCGGUCCAAAAACAGUAGGGGAGAGUGGGGUAAGAUGAGCCACUUUUUACUUGUGUUGGUCAGGACAUAAAGAAAAAUGACACAGAAAUAGAAUAAAAACAUUUUCUUUUAUUUCAGGAUGUCUAUUAUCAAAUGAAAUUAGCAAAAUGCAUCCUUGACAAAGCUAAAAAAAGUGCUCCUGUGGCUCAUCUUGCGCCAGGUUAGGGGUAAGUUGUGUCACUUGAUGAAGCACAUGUAUGUGCAGGGCCUGGUGAAGGUAGCUCAGCAGAAAGGGAGGUUAAAACCACAGGUGCAUCACCUGCAGCUGCAGGAUGCUGCUCCAGGUUGGGCCUGUCUGACACUAUGGAUGGCUCAAACUCUGCAUCAGAGAAGAUAUCUCUAUUGUAAGGGAAAAUCCCAGUGGAUCUGAAUCCAGAGGAGAUAUUUCCUGGUGUCAUUGCUGACAUGAAAGCAUCGUUCACACAGCCAGGGAUUUGGUAUAUGUUGGCUGUUUGGUCUGGGUUGGAUCUCAUCCAACCAUCAAGAGCUCUGUUGUAAUAAGUCUUAAAUGGACCGUACACAUACUUUUCGAGAGGCUGCAGGUGAUGGGAUGUGUGAGGUGGAAUUGUGAGCAUAACAAUACCCCUUGUUUUUGCUAUCUCCAAAGCCUUCAGGGAAAUGUGGGCUUCAUGGUUAUCCAAGAUUAGUAGCAGUGGCAGGUCAGUGGAGCACUUGGUCUGCUGAACCAGAUAUUCAAGAAACUCAACGAAGGUGUCUUUAUUGAUCCACCCUGAUAUUGUGGAGGUGCCAAUUGACCCUGGAGGUGCUCCUGUAAUGAAGUGGUCUUUGUAUCUAACUCUUGGGAAGAUAAACAUGGGUGGGACUGCAUUACCAGUCGCAUUGACUGCACAGACCACAGUCACAAGUUCACCUCUUUCUGCAGAUGUGAUGGCACCAACUUGGUUCCUUCCUUUAUCUGUCACAACAUGCUUUGGUGUCUGUACUGUUGUUACUCCUGUUUCGUCAACAUUGUAUAUCAUGUUUGGAGGGAAUUUAUGCCUGUAAAAUAAAGAAAAGAGCAAUGAUGAUAAUCAUAAUAGUUAAACCUUAAGUAAUGCAGAAAUGUUUAGCAUGUACACAUUCCAUAAUAUACUAUGGUAAUUAGAGCUGGUAACUAAACAUGUAUCAGUUUGUUUUUUUAUUUACUUAACUGUACAUGUAGUUGUCAUAAAUAGUUAUUAAUUUUAAAUACUUGAAUUCUGUUACCUGUCCAUCACCUCAGCCAGAUUAUCGAAGAACUCUCCAACUGUUCUUCUAUUAAAGGCUGUAGCCCUUCCCAAAGAUGUUGCUUCAGGCAUAUGGCAGGAGAGAUGGUGGCGUGCCAUAAAAUUCUUGAACCAAUCGUUACCUAAAAAAGGAAAUGGUACUGUAUUGAACUACAAAAGAUAAACGGGUCUAUGCCAACCUACUGAGUUGUGUUGCUUCUUGCACUUCCUACCGGCUAAACCUUUCUCUCUCCAGUUGCUGGGGGUGGGAAUGUUGUUUCUUUCUGCCAAUUCUAAUGACAGUUCACGGCAUUUCUUUGGUGUAAGGCCAUGGAACUGGUCGGCGAGAAUCUUGAUAUGGUCUGCCAGCUCCUUCUCCAUCUCCUCUGAAAAGACUCUCCUUGCUUCUGUUGUUCCUCUGUACCCUGCUGUUUUUACUUCUUUUACCUCUUUCUUCUUUAUGUACCUCCUCAAUGUUGACCUGUCAACAUUUCUCUCUUUUGCCACUGAUCUGACGGACUUUCCAGCCUUGACAUCAUUGGCUGCUCUCUCCAGUGCUUCAAGGGGUGUUGAGCCCCAGUUUGUUUUCCUCUUGUAGGUUCUCGGCAUGAUUCCUUUUCUACAAUGGUAAACAAAUGACAAACAUACCAAACUAGUUGAGUAUACCCUACUGAAAUAGCAUUUUAUACAUCUGAGAUUUAGCUGAAUUUAAUUGCCUUAUGAUGGGGUAAGUUAAACCAUUGGCUCAAUUUACUCCAUAGCCUUUGUGUAAUCUUUAGUGAAGUGAUUUACAUGAUCUUACAUGUACGAAAAUCACCAACAAGUAUAUAAUGUAAUUUUAGACCCUGAUAAAUUUGCUUUGAUUUAACAGUCAUUUUAUCUGAUUAAGGAGAGUGGGGUAAAAUGAGCCAUUUUUCAUAUUUCGGAUCACUAUAUCAAGGCAAUCAUAGUUCUGUCUUUAACUGGUGUAUCUGCAUAUAUUUCAAUAUGUUGUGCAUCCCUGCAAACCAACAGAAUGAGGUAAACAUAACUGUCUUGAUAAUAUAGCAUGCCCAAAAAAAGUGGUCUCCUAUGGUCGUCUUACCAUAGGAGCUGUAUUCCCCCCCCCCCCCCACACACACACACACACACACACACACACACACACACACACACACACUCUCCACCCCAGCCCUCCCUCACCUUCUCUCUCCCUAAAUAACAGUCACUUCUUCACAUUCAUGUGUAUUUUUAUAAAUUAUGCGUGAUUCAACUAGUACAAUAAUUAUUUUUAGUAUUAUUGCAUAUAAAUGCCUUUAAGUGAUUCAGAACAUUCACAGCUGUAUUUUUAUAAAGAAAAAGUAACACAUUUCAAAAAUCUGAACUGAAACUCUGAUCCUCUCAUCAGACUCCUUUACUUCCCCCUGGCCAAAUGGCUCAACUUACCCCAGAACUACCAUGAUGACUUCAUUAGUCCUCUAAGCUAAAAUAGUGGAGUUUUCUGUUAGGUUUUUAACCUCAUGUUGUUGCUUAUAGUUACCACAAUUGAUGUAUCAAACAAAUUAAAAAUGAUCUUUUUUGGUCUGAACACAAUUCUAAUAAACCUUAUGACUGACUGAAUUCACUUUCAAGAGAAAAACGUUUUUUUGUAAAUAAAUAUCUAACCCCUUCACCCAUGUGCUUCCAACCUUCACAGACUCCAUGAAUUGAUGGCCAUCUCCUUAAUAUUUGGUCACAUGAUCAAUUUCUUUUACCAUUUCCAAGCAACAGGGGCUGGCUCAACUUACUCUUUGGCUCAACUUGCCCCACUCUCCCCUAUGCUGAAAAUUUACUUUGACAAACAAAAAACUGUUUUUUUGUGUAAAAAAAAGUACUUACCCUUUCUCCCAUGUGCUUCUCUUUAUCACAGCAAGAGUGGAAUGUCUGGUUCCUGACAAAACAUGUGAGCGGUUACCUAGAUACAAGAGUUGGGUCAGCUUACCCACUGGCUCAUCUUACCCCACGCUCCCCUAUAAUUAGCAACACCCUACACCUGUCCCUCACUCCUUCUGGGGGGAGGGGUACCUCAUAAACAUGUUCAAAGUUAGACUUAAACUUAAUUUCAUAUAUCAUUUUAGGAUAUAACACAAUAAUAUUAAAAAUAACAGUAUUUAAACAAAAUUUGUGAAAUGGCUCUAGUAGAAAGAAAAUAGUUAACUGGUAAACUGGAUAGAUGAUAGACUGUACAACUGAGCUAAAAACUACUUCCUGUUUCAUGUUAAACACCCAGCUUUGAGGCUCACCAUGGCCACACUCCUUGAGUUUUGUACAGAGUAUUUGUUUUUCCUUGUUGUGUUGUCUUUGAUACAUUUUGCUGUUGGUUCCCCUGUUCUAUAUCAACAUCAUGGGCUUUUAUUUAGUAUCAUCUGUUUUAAUGAGCUUUUUGGCAACGUGUUACAGCAUAUAUUUACAAAAAAAGGACAAAGUUUAUCAGUCUGAAAAUUAGCUAUAUUUUUAGUGUAUUCAGUUGAGUUUAGGUGGAGAAGGAUUUGAAAAUCAUUUUGUUUUUAUUCAUGUUUUACACAGUGUCAUUACACUGGAGCUGGGUGUGUAAAUAGAAAAAAAAAAGGUGAAGAUGAUGAAAUUGUGUAUUGUAUUGUGCUGCAGUGCCUGUAGGUCCUCCCAGGAAGUUGGACGUGGAAAUCCUCAACUCCACAGCCCUCAGGGUGACCUGGAAGCCUCCCCUGUCUGUAAUGAAACAUGGCCAGCCCAGAGGUUACCACCUGGUCUAUUCUAGGCUAGAGAACGGGGAGCCCCAUGGCCAGCCAGUCAUCAUGGAUGUUGUCCCCUCUGAUACCCAGGUACCGUCCUGUCCUCUCAACCAAUUCUACGGGCUCUAAUUUUGUGCCUGCCAGCGGCACAGGGUGGCGCACAUCUCGCAGUAGUAAAGUCAUGCAGCGCAGCCUUGUGUGCGGCCAAUUUGGUAAAGUGGUAAACUGAGACACCAAGAUGCUCCAAAAUGGGCAUGGAGGGGGAAGUGUUGACAGAAUCAGCUUGGUGUAUUAACAAAACUGUACCCACUGGUGGCGCAGAGAGUGUGCUAAGAGGUCGCCGAUUCAAACCUUGUCAGCUUUUGGCGCAGAUGGAGUGCAGCUGGUCAAGUGGUAAAUUGAUAGACCAGCGGAGUGCUUCGCACACGUCAUCAAUGGCUCACAGGCAGGUUUUCAGUGUUAGGCACAUUUGGGUGCAAUAGAUAAUCAACCACACCCAAUAUUGAGUGCAACUAUCUGAGUUAGCAUACACAUUUAGAUCGAUAUCGAUUUAUUCUGAUCUAUAUCUUAAAUGAUGACAGAGCAUGUGCCUUUGGCACAUGUAAUAGACACUUAACCUGACUGAAUAAACACAGCUGAAACUGUGUUAAAUUAAAUAUCCAGUAGUCACACAUUGUGGUGACACAAGAUAGUCACACAAGAUAUUUAAUUUGUCACCUGCCUGUGGGACUGAAGGCUCACCUCCUGUCCGUGGAGUCGGAAAUUGAUCGCCCCCAUUAUGUUUCAUCUUGUUCAAACAUUUAAAUUUUUGUAUUUUAUCAAAUGUAAUAAAAAACAAACUAAACAACACAGUGUCACAUCUGGCAUUGUUAUUAAAAACUGCAAUGGUUCGAUCUUAAGUAUAAUCUUGACAAAGAACCUUCACAACCUUGCUCAGAAACCUCAGAUUUCUUGAAAGAGCAGUUUGUGUUUCUGUUUUCAUUAACCUUCUCAGAGUGGAGUAGCUCACCAAAGACUGCUGUCCCAAACACACUUUCUCUAAAAUUCUCUUUCUGUGACCGUCAUUUUUUUCUCUUUAUUCCUUUUCACUUUAAAGGAGGCCAUUAUAAUAGGCAUGCUCCCAGAGACCACAUACUCUGUGACUGUCACUGCGUACACCUCCAAGGGUGAUGGAGCUCGCAGCAAGGCCAAGGUUGUCACAACUACAGGGGCAGGUAAGUGCCAGAUGGACACCUGUGUAUAAUGUCUACGUGUGAAGUAACACACUGAACCAGAUGUCUAAAAAGUGGAGUACUGGCAUAAAAGCUGGGCUACCAACCACAAUAGACAGGCUCACUAUUACACUGUAAUUUUGCUAAAUGUAUAGCUUCUGAGUCAAACCCAGGUUCAAAAGUUAGACUGCAGUUAUAAAUAUUGAUAAAAGAGGGUUUUUGAUGGUUUGCAGUAAGUUAAAAAACAUGACUGGGUUUAGGGCUGCACGAUAGGGGAGAGUGGGGUAGGUUGAGCCAAAGGGUAAGUUGAGCCACACCCUGUUGCUUGGAAAUGGUAAAAGAAAUCAAUCAUGUGACCAAAUAUUAAGGAGAUGGGCAUCAAUUCAUGGAGUCUGUGAAGGUUAGAAGCACAUGGGUGAAGGGGUUAGACAUUUAUUUACAAAAAAACAUUUUUCACUCUUGAAAGUGAAUUUAGUCUGUCAUAAGUUUUAUUAGAAUUGUGUUCAGACUAUGAGCAGCAACAUGUGGACUAACAUAAAAGUCCACCAUUUUAGCUUAGAGGACUAAUAAAGUCAUCAUAGUAGUUCUGGGGAAAGUUGAGCCAUUUUUCUAAUUUUUGAAAAUGUGUCGAAAAUACAGCUGUGAAUGUUCUGAAUCACUUAAAGACAUUCUCAUGUUAACAUUGCAUUUUCCAAAACAGCUAUUUUGCAGUUAUAUGCAAUAAUAAUGUAAAGAAUUAUUGUACCAGUUAAAUCGUGUGUAAUAGAUUAAAAUACACAUGAAUGUGAAGAAGUGACUGUUAUUUAGGAAGAGAGAAGGUGAGGGAGGGCUGGGGUGGAAUGAGAGAGAGGGAGAGUGUGUGUGUGUGUGUGUGUGUGUGUGUGGGGGGGGGGGGGGGGUACUGUUCAACUUACCCCAUACACAGGGUAAGUUGACCAUAGGAGACCACUUUUUAUGGCAUGCUAUAUUAUCAAGACAGUUAUGUUUACACUCAUUCUGUUGGUUUGCAGGGAUGCACAAUAUCUUGAAAUAUAUGUAGAUACAAGAGUUAGAGACAAAACUAUGAUUGCCUUGAUGUAGUGAUCCGAAAUAUGAAAAAUGGCUCAUCUUACCCCACUCUCCCCUAUAUUGGUUGAGCAUUGUCAUUGCGAUGUACGUGUACGCCAUAGUCACAAUGCAGUGUCUGCUAGGCGAAUGAACCCAUGAUCUAAUUUCAAGGGUAGCUGACUGAGAAGCACUGCAUGUGACUCUGUGUGUGCUGUGCAGCGAUCCACCAAUCACAUUCUUUCUUUACUCAGUUGCCAAUCAGACUACCCUCCCAGCCAAUCAGAGAGGAGGAAACCACGCCCCUGCAAAUGGUCUGCACAUAGUCGCUGGUGCUGCCGGUGUUGCGCUGAGAAACCCAUACCCCCCGAGAUUUACUUUCUCUGUUACUCAUAACUGUUCAGCCCAACAAAUAACAAUUAUAUGGGUUUUAAACAUAGACUGUAUAUAAGAUGGACAACCUUGUUCCGCCUUCCGCCUGUAUACGGAUUUGAAGCCAAAAAGCUCUCGGUAAUUGCAGGUUUUUCUCCACUUCCUUGAAACCAGAGCUGCGCAGUAGCGAUGUGCGCAUUCGGCCGCGCAGUCGCCUAGAGUCCCUGUGAUGACGCUCGGCUCAAACAGCAUAUCCCCCCGGGAGAGCUACGCAAUCCCUGAACGCCCAUAGGCUGUACCAGGUGUCAAUCAUAGAAAACAUGAACCCCCUAAUAACUUUUAAAAAUGGAGCUGUACAGAAAAAAAAGGAUUUGGGCACAAACCAGUCUUACAGUAACUACAUGUCAACAUCACAACCAGGGGGGAGAAAAAAUUUAUGUUCUGUGUAAUAAAUUUCUAAAGUUUGUCCACAGUCCCAUAAGCUUUGCUGGCGGAGGCGGGAUUUAUGACCUGUACUGCAGCCCACCAUCAGAGGGUGCUGUUCUCAGAGUGGCUUCACCCAGCGAGGAGGCAGACUCUGUCCAUCUUAUAUACAGUCUAUGGUUUUAAAUUGUACAUUUCCGUGGACCACUCUAUUAUAAGCGGUGUGUGUUUCCACGAGGUGCAUGCGAUUCUCAGCAGACAUGCAUUUCUCUGCACAACACCGGUAACAACAACAAUUGCAAAAUGAGCAACGAACUAAAGAAAACCACCAAAAAUUAAGACUUGUUGCCAAAAAAGAAAAGAGCCAGUUAUCUGGAAUUAUUUCGGUUUCAAGAAGGAUGGUGUCGGCAAUGCCUUUCACCUGUUACUAUAAGGAGCGAUAACAAGUUUCAGCACAAUAAAUGCAAGCUAAAAAUAUCUCUGAGACAGACAGAAGCCAUUCUACUAACUUUCACAUAAAGAGGUAAAGUCAGUGCAGGUUAAUUGUCCACAAGAUUUCAGCAGUGCAGCAUAACAUAAAGUGCUAUUCAGGUCAUCUGUUGAAAGUUCUUGUAUUUUUUAUAUUGUAAUAUAUAUUUUAGGAUUGAAAAACAUUGCAAUGUUAGUUUUUUUUCCAAUAUUGUGCAGUCUUACUGGGUUGUACAAGAAUAUUUCAGGCUGAGUCUCUCAGAAGGAUGAAAAAAGGUUCAGUUCCAUGUUAUAGAGACAGUGUGAACAAACAACAGAACAAUUGUAACAGGUACCAGCAUAUGACACCAAAUCACAGAUAUAUGUUUACCUGUAAACAGGAUAAAGAUGUUAAAAUAAUUAGAGACAGCAAACUGUGUCGUGUUUGUUCACCAUCAUCCUCUCACUAUGUUUAUUUACACAAUCACAAUUACAGUAAAUUCCCUGUCAAUAACCUACAUGGCUAUACUGCUGCAUUGUCCAUUUACUUAUAUUUAUCCAGCAUAAUAAUAAUACUGCAUUUCACUAAGCAUAAACAAUGCUGUUACUUUCCUUACUGUCUGCCUAGACAUAUACUGGUUACACAUUCAUAUUCAUUCACAUUUUUUUUGUACACAUAACAUUCCAGUUACAGCCAAAUACAAAACAAAAUACAAUAACCAUUCUCUUUUGUCACUCAAUUUGUCACUGUGUUAUUCUUUUGUCCAAUAAACUCCAAAUCCCUUUUUGGUCAAUACUGUAAACUUGCCCUGUAAGGUGCAUUCUAUAUCAAAGUGCUAAAAAGCAACAUCAGGACUCAAUACAACAGUAGCAGGUACGAGUUCAACCUAUUUACAUAAGUAUGGUGUAAAGCCAUUUCCCCUAAACCGUUUUUAUGUCGGUAAUGUAUUAAUGUACACAAAAAUAAUCAAUGGAGCCAGCCAUCUUUCAUAUAACUCAGAACAAAGCAUUAAACAACUGGAGAGGUGUUACUCAGGCACUUAUCAAUGAACUAACACACAAUAGAGUUGUGGCGGGAGCCACCUUGACUCACUAUGUGGUCCUCAUUCACAAACAAUGGGAAAGUUUCAAAGUACUGGUUUUACUCUUAAUGACAACACCAUGUCUGCAGUACUCUCCAAACGUGCAUAAACAAACGGUAACCAUUUCUGUGUGGUUUGUGAAGCAUUACCCACCUGUAAACGGGGCAAAGAUGUUAAAAUAAUUAGAGACAGCAAGCAGAGUAGCGUUUGUUCACCGUCAUCCUCUCGCUAUGGAGGGAGACGGUCGGCGCAUGCGCUAGACACACUACCCUGUACAAACCAGUACAGUCACCGGUUUUGCCUGUGGUCCUACACUGCCACCUACUGGCGUGAGUACAGUGGAUAUGUUGGUAAAAUGACAGUACACAGAGAAUGAUUAUAAAAAAGAAAGGCACUAGUUAGAAAUAAAUAAUAAAACACAAAACUGUUUUGUGAGCAUUACACAAUGACAGCAUGAUGGUUUGAGGGUUAGAUAAAAGCUUGGCUCAUUUAGAGUCUUUGACUCCAUGGCUCAUCAGUCUAUAUCUUGUAUGACUUUCUAAUAUCUGUGAUGUAAAUAAAGGAGAAAUGGAGGAGGGAGCAGCAUAAAAAACAGUGCUGCAGCUGAGAAAAACCUAAUAACCUUCCCAUCCUCACCUGACUGUUAUUUGUGCUUAUGCACAAUAUUACCCAAGAGUUGUGGAUAGUGACUGAAAGAACAAGAUCGGAGGUACAAGUGGCUGGGCUCUCCUUUAGAGAAAGGAGGAGAAGUUCAGUCAUCCAGGAGGGUCUCAGAGUAGAGCCGCUGCUUCUCCUCAUUCAGAGUAGUCAGAUGAGGUGGCUUGGGCAUCUAAUCAGGAUGCCUCCUGAACACCUUGCUGGUGACGUGUCCAGGGCACAUUCCCCUGGUAGGAGACCACGGGAAAGAUCCAGGACACGCUGAAAACACUAUGUCUCUCUACGGGCCUGGGAACGCCUUUAGGUCCCGUAGGAAGAACUGAACUAAGUCUGGGCUUCCCUGCUUAGGCUGCUGCCCCUGUGACCCGAGUAAGCGGUAGAAGAUGGCUGGAUGGACCAAAUCCCAGUUUGCUUUGACUUACAUACUUUCCCUGGUUGCAUUUCAAUACAUUUCAUUUUCACUGAGCAGUUAUUGGAAAAUUAAGUGUGCAUUGGCACAAUGUUUAGUGUGUUUGAAACCUCAUGAUUUUCUUUAGCUGCUAAUGGAUGUCAACACUUGCAAACUUUUUUGAGAAAUGUCCAUUUGUUUCAAGUUUUGACUUUCAUUGAAGAAUGCUUUGAAUGUAGAAAGUAGUUACUUUGUGUUCAUGAAGGUUCAAAAAGAAGAAAACAGUCAUGUUUUCAAGGGUGGGCCAGGAAACAUCUGUAUCAUGAUUGCUAACCUUUUUAGACUAACCUUGACAUAAUUUUGAGUAAAUGUCUUGUUUUCUAGUGCCUGGAAAGCCCACUAUGAUGAUCAGCACAACUACAGGAAAUACUGCCCUGAUCCAAUGGCAGCCCCCAAAAGAGAUGGUGGGGGAACACAUGGGAUACUCUCUGCAGUACAAAAGGGCAGAAGAGGAAGCAUUCAUUUCCAAAACCUUCAGGCAUACAGAUGAUCAUUUCACAGUCACAGGCCUACAUAAGGGAGCCAUCUAUGUCUUCAAACUGAGCGCCAAAAAUCGAGCUGGCAGCGGUGAGGAGUGUGUAAAGGAAAUCAGCACCCCUGAAGAUUUUCCCAGCAGCUAUCCCCGUAAUCUGAGUGUUGUAGGACUUACUGCCACCUCCACCAUGCUUGCAUGGGACCCCCCUCCCUUGGCUGAGCGAAACGGAAAGAUAGUCAAGUACGUGGUGAUGUAUCGUGAUAUCAACAGCCAGCACAACCACACCAACAGCACUACAGACACAAGGAUGACUGUCCAAGAUUUGUUGGCUGACACAACAUAUGACAUUAGAGUCCAAGCCUUCACCAGCAAAGGGGGAGGACCAAUGAGCCCCAGCAUCCAGAGCAGAACCAUGUCUACUUCCAUGCCAGGUAGGAACCUCUGUAUACAUGUAUCAGUGCUCCAUUGUGCUUGCUAAUAUAUCUUCAUAUUAUCAAUACAUUACUCUAUGGCUUUACAGCACAAACUUGGACUCAUCUCAGUCGUUUAAUUAAUUACAUUACAAACUGAUAAUCAUCUGCAUCUUCUUCAGUGUUCAUCAAGAACUUUGGUGUGACAGCUGUGACAGAAACCUCUGUCCUGUUGUCCUGGGAAAUGCCGGAAACGGACAAAACUCACGUGCCUCUCAAGGUAAGAGAACCACCUGUUCCAUGGUAGCAGCUUUAACUGGCACCUGAAGCACCUGCAGAACAUGGAGAAACAAAGAUAUUUUAUGUAGGGUUUCUUUGUUAGCUAUAACUAAGAAAUAGUCAAUGGUCCUCUCAUGGGCCUUACUGUAUUUAUUUGUCUUACAUUGACAUACAGUAAUAUUGAUGUUGAAACAUUUUAACUGUAGAUGGACUGUGUUUCUCUCUGUGUCUCCACUCAAAACUCUUAAUGCGUCUGUUAACCUGAUUCUUUAGUUGGAAGUCCAAGAACGAACUGGAGAGAUCUUCAGUUCACAGAUAUAACAUUUAUUUAGGUCACAAGUUAAGUAAUACAGUGCUGGACUCGGAAUGAUAGAACUCAUAGAAUUUUCACAAGAGUGGGCGCCCAUUUCCGGGUGUAAUUCGCAUUUAUUUUCUUGAGCAGGGGUUGUCCUGGACAGAGGUUUGACUUACAAACGAGUCUCAAUGGCCAGUUAUCUUUGACGUGAACACAUGAUCUUGCUAAAAUGUGCCAUGAAACAUGUGUUUGUUGACUUUGAGGCAUGUCUCCACUGGUGCAGAUUUGUCCAACAGAAUAAAGAGAACCUUGUGGUUCAUUAGGUUUCAGCUUAUUAAGUUAAAUGUCACACUGUUCUGAUAAAAUUAAAACAGCCGGUAAGUUAACUGAAAACACUCAGUUCAAUAAUUUAGUGAAGUGGAAAAGUACAAAUCUGGUGUCACAUUCUCUUAUUCACACCACAUUCACUCACUCAUGGCAAAGGCUGCUAUAGAGUCCACCGGUUUAGACUAAUCCCGUUGACUGGGCACAGCCAGCAGGGUCGGGUGUGGUCAAAGGUCUUGUCUAAGGACACUUCAGCAUGUGGAUUGAACCCCCAACCUUCUGAUUGGGAGAUGACUGACUCUGCCACUGAGCCACAGCCAUGCACAGCUCCCAGGUGCACUACACUUUGGGCUUGAUCUACUAAGAUCCCAAAUAAGGAGCGCUCGAUUGUGCGAUCGAGCGAUUGUGCAAACUACAAAUUGCAUGUGCUAUUAGUGGGCAUGUUGUGGAUGCACUAUAAUUGCAUGUACUAUUGAUAACAAGUGCAAAAGUGGUAAUUUUUUUUCCUCUGUUUGUGCCAAUUGUGACAAACUGUGAACCACUUCUCCUUCCUCACUUUGCAUACUGGCAUUUAUUUCAUUUAUUUCUUUGUGAGACUUUGUGAGAAUAACAUAGACAUAGAUUUUAUUUUUCUAAACCAAUUCACAUGUUAAAGCCACUGAUUGGCUUAUCUCAAGCAUGUUGUCUUGUUGUCUGGCCAUUUAUCCCAAACUUAAGUUGACUGUUUGAUUAAAAAAAUGAUCUUGAAUAACUCAAACUCAGGAAUGACAGCCUUAUUGGCCUUCCUUGUGUACUGGUCCAUACUGACACAUUUCUAAGCUGAGUUACACUUCUUUACGUACAGAGCUGUUGUCUGUCUCUUGUCUUUUUCCUCAAAUGUAAAUUUUUUUUUCUCUAAAUCACUUCAAAUACAUUUAUCUAUCACUUCAAGAUUGAAUGAAAUGUCUGAAUUUUAUAGACAAACAUAAAUAUGUGUCAAUGCAACUGUAACAAAGUCAGUAAUGAAGGUCCUCCUGCCCUUAGAUCCUCUACAACCAGCAGAGCCUGGAGGUUCAAGGUAACCUGAAGAAGAAGUUGAUCACUCAGUUACAACCCUCUACAGACUAUUCCUUUGUGCUGAUGAGCCGGGAGAAUGGAGCUGGUGGUCUACAACAGCAAGUCUCCAUUCGAACGGCUCCAGAUCUUCUGAAAAUGAAACCAGCUCAAUACAAACAGGACUCUGUGGAGGAUGGUCAAGUUUCUAUCAGCCUGCCCAGGGUACCUGCUGGAACUGCGGUCAGGUCUGUAAGGUUUUCCAGUCUGGAAAACAACCCUAACUAAAGUGAAUUAGACAUGAUUCAGGAGAGAUAUGCAGAAGCAAACUAAAUCUAAAGGCCAAAGCAAAGGGGAUCCUGGGGGUUUACCACUGCGAGCAGUACCUUAUUUAAUUUAGUCAUUUAAUUUAUUUGCUGUAAAAACCAUUUAAGUUGAAUGUUGAGCGUGUUUUGGUCAAUUUCAUCACACUUUUUGUUUAAAACCCUUAUCAACUUAUCGUGUCUCCUCAUCAUCUCUGCCUAGUCCAUCAUUAAAGCAGUGUUGGAAUGAGCUUUUAAUUUAUAUACAGUUAUUUUAGUAAUCCCAUUUCAUCCUACAGUCCCUUAUCAAAAAGAAGUAUGUUUGAAUGUACUUUAAGUAUACUGUGUUUAAACUAAGUAUGCUUUCAAUUUACUUUUUACACACUUUUCAGAGACAUACUGAACAAAGUUAAUGUUAAGUAUACUUGGUUUGUACCAAGAAUUAUACUAAAAGUCUAACCUAUUACUAAAAGUAACCUAUACUCAUACAUACACUUUUGAUCAAGAUAUACUUAUGUAUGUAUUUACGCCUCAGGUUUAACUAUACUUGGUCAGUGAAUACUUCAGUGGACUUCCAUAUAUCUUUUUAACAGUAGACUCUUAUAGGGUAUACUCUUAAAAAGAUAAGCAGUACAGGCCAAAUAUACAAAUAAGCACUACGAUUGAAAUAAAAGCAUACUCAGAGGUAGUUUUGAGUAUUUUUUACAGAAAUACAACCACCAUGUUUUUCUCUAUUUUUUGGAUCAAACCACUUUAUUUGGUUUUCUCUUUGUUCAGUCUUUAAUCCAAGCAGUCAAAGCUUUACAUGUUUCUGGAUGUGAAGUCAUUCUGAACCUGCUGCUGCUGCCAUAUGUGAAGAGAAUUUACCAAACACAUGAAGUGGUUAUUUUUUAACACACAGUUAUCACUAAAUAAAAAGAACUGAAGCUUCACAGUUCUGACUGCAGAGAGGUCUUUACUGGGGGGGGUUAUUUCUGGCAUAGUGUUUAAUUCUGACACAUAGACUGUGUAUACUUUGGACAACUUGGCUCCGCCUUCCUUCAUUAUACAAAUUUGAAGCCGAAUUGCUCUCAGUAUUUCCUCCACUUUCUCCACUUCCUGAAACUUCCUGGGAGAGUUGCAGAGAGUUGCUGUGAUGACGCUUUGCUCAAAGAGCAUAUCCCCCCGGUGAGGUAUGCAAUCUUUGUAUGCCCACGAACAUGAACCCCCUAAUAACUUUUAAAAAUGGAGCUGUACAGAAAAAAAUAGGACUUGAGCACAAACCAAUAUUACAGUAACUACAUGUCAACAUCACAACCAGGGGGGAGAAAAAUGUAUAUGCUGAGUAAUUAAUUUUUUAAGUUUUUUCCACAGCUCCAUAGGGAUUGCUGGAUGGGGGCAGAAUUUAUGACAUGUACUUCAGCCUGUCACCAGAGGGUGCUGUUCUUGAGGUGGCUUCACCCAGUGAGGAGGCAGAUACUGUCCAUUCAAUAUACAGUCUUUGUUCUGACAACACUGACAAGAGUUGAGGUCAAAUGUCUCUUUUACAAUCAGAACCAGAACCAGAAUUAGCUUUAGUGGCAGAGUAUGUGAAACAUACAGGGAAACUGACUCCAGUAGACUUUGCUCUCUGUGUACAAACAUGAAAUAUAACAUAGAUAUGAAUAAGCUCAGACAUUUUACGUAUAUUUGUAACAUUAUCUACACUGACAGCGUCAAAUUGAUCAGCUGACUUUGUGCUCUUUAAAACGCAUAUUUUGUUUCAAAUUAUCAAAAGCCACUCACAGAGUUUCUUGCAAUUAAAAUGUUGCUUAAAACAUUUCAAAUUCCAGAAUUCAUUCCAGAACCUGUGCUCAACCAAGUAGCUGUAAAGUCUGGUCUCUCUGGGUUUCUGCAAUUUUUUCUCUUGUUUUUUUUUUUUUUUUUCAUGCUUUUGUCGUGUUUUGUUGACUGCUGAUGGAUAUUCCUGCUGAGAGGAGAGGUAAUUCAAGAAAUGAGCUUCUCUCAUUGAGACAGAGCAAAUUUGGACAACGGCAUCCAAUCCCAGAGAACAUCAGGAGGCAUUAUUGUGGUUGCUGUGGUGGUGCAAAGGUGAAGGCAAGGUUGAAGGCUAAGAAGUGGAGCUAUAAACCCUUUCUUCCAUCAGUCAUCACGGGAAACGUCAACUCUCUGCCCAACAAAAAUGAUGAGCUGUAGAUAUGGGUGAAGACUUUAGAAAGCAUACCGUGAGUGCAGUCUCUUGUGUUUUACUGAAACCUGGAUGAAUCAAAAAACUCAGACUCCGGUGUGGAUCUAUCUGGCUUCACUCUCAUAAGGUCAGACAGAGAUGCUCAAGCUAGUGGCAAGAAGAAAUGAGGAGGUCUGGCUUUAUUUGUCAACCAGAGAUGGCGUAACCCUUCACACAUAACUGUCAAGGAGAAAUUGUGUUGUCAAGAUAUUGAACUGUUGGCAGUUGCUCUUCGGCCAUAUUAUGUUCCAAGGGAGUUCAGUCAUAUCUUAACAAUACUUGAAUACAUACCAAAGGCUGAAGUUCCAUAUUUGGUUUCAAGUUUCAUUUGGUUGGAAUCAAGUUGGACUCACUGGAGGGUGUUUUAGAGAGCUGCACACUGAAGAACGUGGAGGCUAUUUAAAAAAAACAUGGAUCAUAAUUUCACAACACCUGGAUGGAGGAAUAAGACUGGAUGGUGAUGGUUAGCUCUUUUAUACCCACAGCCAUUUACUCUACUGUAAAUAGUAGAUGAGAUUCCAGACAAACGAAUUUUCUUUUGAGGAUCAACAAAGUUCUAACAAAGUUCUUGUCUUGUGUUGCCAUCCAUCCAUUUAUGUUGUAUACAGAGAUUUUUCUGUCUGUAUAGAUAAACAGUAUUAGUGUCUUCUUACAGUCAUUUCUUUGUUUUUGAUGCAGAUGGUACUACAUAGUUGUUGUCCCGGUAAACCAGGCCUCGCUGACACACUGGGAGAGCCCAGACUACAUGGACAUCGAUGAGGUAUGAGCUCUUCAAUGAUAAGUGCCUGAUUCUUACAAAGACAGAAGUUGUUGUUCUUACAGCCACUUUUCAGACACUCAGGGCUCAUUUAGGGAGAUAACUCAGAUUAAGGGUCGAGGUAUUUUAAUGUUUUGUACACUGUGUUUCAUGCACAGAUCUGCAUGUAUAAAAAUCUGCGUCACAUAAGGACAAUGUUAUGUAUUUUUUUCUGUCAAGCACAUUCUCCAGUAUAGACUGGGAAAAGGUGAAAUCAUCAAUCUGAAUAUGAAUUAUGGGUAUGAGAAUAGAAAGUGUAUUCCUGAGCUGCAGGGAUAACAGCUUAACAUAUGUCUAUCAUUGCCAAAGAGUCUCUUCCUUCAUUAAAUCCUGCUGAUAGUGCACCAUCAGAUCAUGAGGGUUCACAGUGUUGAACAGUGAAAGUAAUACUACACAACAGUCCAGUCUACACUGUGUGCACAAUUAUUAGGCAAGUGAGUAUUUUGAUCAUAUCAUCAUUUUUAUGCAUAUUUUCCAACUCCAAGCUGUAUAAACUUGAAUGCUUAUCGGAUAUAAGCAUAUCAGGUAAUGUGUAUUAGUGUAAUGAGGGAGGCCGGGGCCUAAGGAGAUCAAAACCCUAUAUCAAGGUGUGCAUAAUUAUUAGGCAGCUUCUUUUCCUUAGGUAAAAUGGGCCAAAAAAGAGAUUUAAAUGACUCUGAAAAGUCAAAAAAUGUAAAAAGUCUUUCAGAGGGAUGCAACACUCUUGAAAUUGCUUAGAUAUUUGGGCGUGAUCACAGAACCAGCAAACAUUUUGAUGCAAAUAGUCAACAGGGUCGCAAGAAAUGUGUUAAGAAAAAAAGACGCAAAUUAACUGCCAAAGAUUUGAGAGAACACAAACGUAAAGCUACCAGGAACCGCUUAUCCUCCGGUGCUGUCAUAUUCCAGAACUGCAACCUACCUGGAGUGCUCAGAAGUACAAGAUGAUCAGUGCUCAGAGACAUGGCCAAAGUAAGGAAGGCUGAAAUCUGACCACCACUGAACAAGACACAAGUUGAAACAUCAAGACUGGGCCAAGAAAUAUCUGAAGAGAGAUUUUUCAAAGGUUUUAUGGACUGAUGGGAUGAGAGUGACUCUUGACGGACCAGAUGGAUGGACCUGUGGCUGGAUCAGUAAUGGGCACAGAGCUCCACUUCGAAUCAGACACCAGCAAGGUGGAGGCGGGGUACUGGUAUGGGCUGGUAUUAUUAAAGAUGAGCUAGCUGGACCUUUUGGGUUAAAGAUGGACUUAAAAUCAACUCCCAAAUCCAAUGCCAGUUUUGAGAAGACACUUUCUUCAAGCAGUGGUACAGGCAAAAGUCUGCAUCUUUCAAGAAAACCAUGAUUUUUAUGCAGGACAAUGCUCCAUUGCAUGCAACAAAGUACUCCACUAUGUGGCUCGCCAGUAAAGGCCUUAAAAACGAAAGAAUGAUGACGUGGCCUCCUUCUUCACCUGACCUAAACCCUGUUGAGAACUUGUGAGCCCUUCUUAAACGGGAAAUUUACAGUGAAGGAAGACAGUACACCUCUCUGAACAGUGUCUGGAACAGUGUCUGGAAGGCUUUGGUUACUGCAACACAAAAAGUUGAUCGUCAACAGAUCAAGAAACUGAAAGACUCCAUGAAUGAAAGGCUUAUGACUGUUAAUGAAAAGAAGGGUGGCUAUAUUGGUCACUGAUUUUUUUUUUUUAUUUUAACAAUUUUUAUUUGUAAAUUGAGUUGUUUGUUUAUCAUUCUCACUUGAACAAGUGAAAAUAAACAAGUGAGAUGGAAAAUUUUUCAUUUUUAAUUUAGUUGCAUAAUAAUUCUGCAUACUAAUAGCUGCCCCCAAUAAUUGUGCACACAUAGAUAUUCUCCUAAGGAAGCCAAAAUCUCACUUUCACUCCCUUAAAUAUUAAGGUUUGAGGUUUAUUAACAUUUUGGAUUGACCGAGAGCACUGUAGUUGUUCAAAAAUAAAAUUUAUCCUCAAAAAUACAACUUGCCUAAUAAUUGUGCACACAGUGUAAUACCUGACCUUCUCAGAAUUGUUCUCCAAGAAGGUUUCAUCAACCUUCCUCUCAUAUCUGAGCUUCCUGUUCUCCUAGAUAGAACAUAUGGCUGACUUCAUCUCUGUUGGUCCAUUUGCCUCUCCCUCCUCUGCUGCCUCCUCCUGCCCUUGGUCCUUAUCUUCUUCCUCCUCUGCUGACCUCUUAUACUCCCAGCAUUUAUGUCCCUCAUCCUCUGCUGCUUCUCUCUGUACCUGAUCUACAUAUUCCUCCUCUUCUGUUGGCUAAGUCUUCAUCUUCCUCAUUCUACUUUUCCAUCUGUGUGAUCUUCAUUUAGGUCUACAGCUGCUGCUUCUUUCUGUCUCUGGGAUUCACUGUCACCUCCUGCUCCUGUGCUCUUAGUAGUAGUACCUCCAUCAUUGUCACACAGCUUACUGCUAUUUUCUACCCCUGUCGUCUGUCUGCCUGCUGUCCCCUGCAGCUCCUGGAGUCCAGCACUAACAGCAGUCUACAGAGGAUGUGGAGGAACAGCCAGGAUUUCCUUCAGCCUUAUAUCACUGCCAGACUUGCUCAUCUGCCUGAAAUAUUCACUCUUGGUGAUGAGAAGACAUACAACGCCUACCACAACAGACCCCUCGCUGGCCAGCAGCAGUAUCGCUUCUUUGUUCUGGCCGACUUGACUCAACACGAGUCUGUGAGUAAUGUCUCCAUGUCUGAGAAUGUACGCAGCAUUUAAAAAACCUACACUGUGGGUUUAUUUUUAGUUAGUCUAGUAGUCAUAUAUUUUUCAUCCCCAGAUUUUCACUGACCACCAUCAGUAAACCUCUAACAGAACACAGAUUGUUGCUCAAAUCGAAAAGUGCAUCUUAAGGACACCAAGUUUCAAGAACGCAGCAAUACUGAACAGCCCUUUGUUACUAUAUUAAAUAAGUAGAACUGAUAAGCCAUUGAUCACGAGGCUGUUCUAAGUUUCAAAAUCACUAAAAUCUUUGUAGCUUUGUCUGAGCGCCCAAUCACUGAACAUUUCACAAACAAUGUACUUUUAAAACUAUUCAGUCACAUCUCAUGUAGUCAGCAUCAUAUUUGCGUUUCACUAUGCUUGAUUAUCAUAUGAAAACAAACUUUAUGAUCUUCUUCUAAACGGUGAAAUAGCAAGUGUGAACCAGCAUUGCUUGGUGUUAUCACCAUGUGCUGUUAGAGGGGGGAUGGAUAUCUGUCAGUAUCUGUCAGCCUCUGUCAGUAGGAGGGAAUUACAUUAAGUUUAGUGUUUUAAUCCCGAGUCUAGCUCUGCAACAGUAUACGGAAUCUAAAUCAACUUGUGGUCAUUUGCAGCAGAGGACGUUUACGUCCAGCCCAUUCUCUGAGCCCAUCAUGAUGAUGCUCCAUAGUGAACUGGACCAGCAAACGGAGAACCCAGAGAUGCUGUGGGUGAUGGGUCCAGUCCUGGCUGUUAUUCUAAUUAUUAUCAUAGUCAUUGUUAUUCUUCUCUUUAAGAGGUGAGUCUUGCAGAUGUCUUGCAGAUAUAUAUGUAUAGAUGAAGCUCCUCAGAGUAAUGUAAGUCACACUAACAUAAAUAACAUUAUAGUAGAGGUAACAUGAGUUUGUCCUUGACUACACCUGACAUAGCUUUUGGCCUCCCUGCUGUUAAACUCUUGAAAGUUAAUGCUUUCUUUCUCUGCUCUUUGUUUCCUGCCUCCUUUUUGUAAAUGCAGCAAACAAGAAAGGUAAGUACAUUUGUCUGUUGUUGAACUGCUUUACCUACCAACCCUUUUUCUUUGUUUGGUAGCCCUCCUUUAACAGUCUUUUGGCAGUGAAACACACUGUUUUCUGAAUGUGUUGAUGUAGUGGACUCAGUGGACUAGUACUGGACCCUGAAGCACACAUCAUGACACCAUGGCUGUGACAGAUAGCUUUAAACCAGAGUCUAAUAAACCCCACCGUUAAAUGACACUUGAUAACUUUCUGCUGCUAAAAAGCAACAAAAAGCCACCUUAUCACUCUGUCCUGCAUUUCAUUUCAUUUCAUUUCAUUCAUUCAUAUUUGCCACAACAGAGGACUUGGGCAGAGGGUGAUGGGAUUCACGAAACUAUAAUCUUCAUCCUGGAAAAACACUUCUGAUUCAAAGUUUACUAGAAUCAACACAUGUUCCUUGUCAGUUCCUCAUGCAACAUGGGAGUUUCUCUCAGUGCCUUUGAGAAUCUCACCACCACACUCGCAUAUGUGUGCGGUUUUCAAGCCUAUUUAUUUCAUUAAUUCAUUAAUUCAUCAUAAUUGCUGAGUUCACCGUUUCUUAUUUUCUUUCUGAAUGAUCCCACUUCAGUGCCCUUUUUUACUAUGAAAACCUGCAGCUUGGCUUUCAAAGCGAAUACAAGACACCACAAAUAAACAGCAAGUCCAACAUGACCAAGUUUCUUUUCUCAAGGGGGCUUCACAAAACCCAAAGCUUCAGACAGACAGUCAAUAAAUAGUAUCCGUAAAGAAAAGCAAAUAAGAAUCUGCUACUUUGUAACUCUGCAGGCAAAAUCAUAUGAAAAGUGUCCUAUAGUAAGUGUUGCUUCUUGGGAAAUAAUGUAUAAAGGGGCCCUAUUGGUCUGAAGAAUAACGUGUUUAAAGUCUUUAGUGGCAGACAGAGGGUGUUCUUUCUUUCACCCUGAGUCCACCUCUGGCAUACAGUAGCAUUAAACUGAAGGUAUGUAUACCUGCACCUGCAGAGUGAUACAGCUCUCACAGAUCAGCUUGUACUAACCAGUGUUGAGUGCAACGAGAAACCAGAGCCUUGGAGAGGUAGAUACAGGAUCCAUGUACUUGUUUUUGGAGUUAGGCUGAAGAAGCUACGUUUACACUGAAAAGUGGUGGAGAUGAGCAACAGAACUUCAGCUACUUGAAAGUACUGAGCCCUUCAGCAGCAGCAACUCUAUCUGAGCAGAUACUGAUACUGAUGAAGGAAAAAUUGUCAAUAGAAGUGUUGUUUUAAAAAAACAAAUAGGUGUAAUAUCUGCAGACAUGUGGUUGAUUUGUCUUUUGAUUGCACAGUCUGACAGGAGAACUCAAACAAUUUCUUGUGCGUGUUCUGGGUCAGGUAAUUUAUAAACAGCUGUCGGAUAUAUAACUGUCUUCAAACAUGUGAGGCUUCUGACACUUUGCUUUUGUUUCCACUAUAUGCCUCCUAUGCUUUCCUUGACACUUCAUCACCUUAUCAUCGCCUUCUUCUGCUGUUUAUUAUUCAAGCAAAUUGAACCAUCUGUUUCUCUUUCUCAGUUUCAUAUCACAAACCAGACUCUGGGAAAUCACUUUGUCCUCUUUUUUAUCUCACUGCUGCCCUCAUCUACCCCCACUGCUGGGGAAACACUAGGAUAUAUCCUGGACCAAGUGGACUCCCAGAUUCUUAAGAUUGGUGCUGGAUGCUAGACUUCUAGUCAUCUACUGCAGUUAUAUCAUUGGAAAAGGUCUCUCUCUGGUGUUUUGGGCCAAAAACAAAAACUUUAGUUUUGUCAGAAUUGAGUCGCAUAAAGUUUCUGGUCAUCCAGGCUUUAAGUGGAGUUAUUCUGUUGGUUUCUCCUGGCUUCACUGAUGGGUAUAACUGGGUGUCAUCUGCACAGCAGUGAAAAUUUAUGGAAUGUUUCUUGAUGAUGUUAGGAAGAAAAGGAUUGGUCCUAGUACUGAACAAGAUUUUAGCCUUUCUUCUACUGGCUCACCUCAAGGAUGUGUUCUCUUACCACUUGUGUUUGUUUUAUACACUAAUGAAUGUCAGAGUCAGUAUGAGAAGCAACACAAUUAAAUUUGCUGACAACUCUGCGAUCGUGUCACUUCUUUUCAACGAUGAUUUUAUUGAACGGUUUGACAAAUCCUUUUUAAAACAUUCACUCAAGACAUAUUAAAACUGGGAUCUAAACCAGUUGGUGAUGAUAGGUUACUAAUUUAGCCUCUAAUGUUCCAGAUGUUCUCAUUGAAGGAGUUCCUAAAAUCAUCACAGCUGAGCACAGGAGGGAUACACAGCUGAAUAGAGCUCUGACUGUCUGUUAGCUCAGCUACAGUGCUGAAAAAGUACUUGGAUUAUUUUUAUUUUCUUCUUGAAGCAGGAGUAGUAGGCAGUCCAAGCACGUCGUAGAGCUUUCCUAUAACCACUGAGACUAUCUUUCAGAGUAAGUUAGCUGUUGAUGUAGUGGAGCUCCGUAUCCUUUCAGGUUUUCUGGGUGUUUGUUUCAGCUCAAGAGUUUCAGCAUUUUACCACAGAACUAAUCUCUUACCUCUGAUGGUCUUGAGUUUGAAAGCAGGCGAUGGAGAUGAAGAACUGAGAAGCUACAUAUAUGCUAACAGCUAAAGAGGGAAACAUCAUAGGUGAGAUCAAGCGGGGUGAAUCAGAGGGUGUUUGGUGACGACUACAGACUACUAAGACUACUAUGGAUACUGCAGUGAGAGGAGUUCAGAGGAACAAAGAACAAAUUUAAAUAAAUGAAAUAAACUGAGCAGAUAUCAACUGCUUGGGGUAGCAGAACACAGAUCACCAGAGUAGAAGUGAUGCAAUACGCUUACCUGGUACAUCAUAUGUCAGGUCUUUGUAAUUUUUGUUUCUUCCCAAAUUUAGUCACAGGGUUUUAUGAUUAUCUCCUAACUUGUCUUCUUUACUUUCCAGGAAACGAACAUCUCCAGCAAAGAAAGAGCUCAUGACAGGGGUAAAGGACUCUCUUCUGGUCCACUUCUCAGACCCUGUUGAGGAUAGGAGAAUCAACUAUGAGACUCAAGGUAUGAGAGCAUAAACACACACCAUCUGUAAGUGACUAUAAUGUUUGUGCUGUCUUAAACAUCUUGAGUUACAGCUGGUAACCAACCACAGUUACAGUCUACCCUGGAAUGAGAGUAGACUGUGUCUGUGUCUGAGAUAACAGAAACAGAGCUCAAAGUCAGAGCUCUUCCACCCCUUAAGCCAUAUUUUACCAGAGGCUGAAGAUCCAACACAUCACUCAGCCUUGUCAACAUGAACUAAGGUCCCUGUGGUGCCAUUGUAGUCUGUAGCCUAUAAGCACAUAUGCAUGCUUGUGUUUGCUUUUCAGCCUCUCUCUGGUUGUGCUCAUUCUGUUCCUCUGUUGGAGUAUCUCAGUCAAAUUUAAACAAUUUAACGAAGCCUCUCAUAGACAAACAGCUAUUCCUCACCCCUUAUUGUAAUAAACCACAUGAUGAGGUCAGUCAUUCCCUGUUCAGUGCAACAUUGAUACUCAGAUAAUUAGACAACAGGAUGGUACAAAUAAAAUGUGUUAUAUGUGAUAAAUACGAUCCAACUAACAAGAGACGUCUGUAGUUAAACCCAUCAUGUGGUAGUUAUUGCUGUAAAGUUCAAAGAAGACCAAUUUUCUAAUUCUAUGGUGUGUGUGUGUGUGUGUGUGUGUGUGUGUGUGUGUGUGUGUGUGUGUGUGUGUGUGUGUGUGUGUGUGUGUGUGCCUUUGCGUGUGCGUGCAUGCGUGCGUGCGCAGUGUGAUGUCAGACAGAGUGUUUGGUUUGUGUGAUAAUCUCAGUAGUUGUAGUGAUACAGCUGAAUCAGAUAUUUGUGUGUUUCACUUUUGUUAUAUGUUGUGGAAUUUUUCCUUUAAUUGGUUAUGCUUUUGUUAUAUGUUGUGGAAUUUUUCCUUUAAUUGGUUAUGCAUGAAUAAGUCUUUAUACUAAUUGAUAUCACAUGUAUGAUUAUUUUGGUUUUAAGCAAUAGAUUAUUCUGUGUGAUCAAAGGAAAUUGUAUAUAUAGUAAAUUUUUGAAAAUAUUUUAUUCUAAGCAGAGACUAUAAUGGAGCUCCUGACAACUGGCCUACUUAGACGGCACAGACCGAUCAUGUUCAAAUCAUAAAUGAAUGUAUUGAUCCCACUGAGUGAUGCCUCUGUGGUGUUCUUUAAACAGUUUUAUUAGUGGGUAUUUCUUGUUUGACCACAGAGUUCAUAAUGAAAUGUUCUUGUCAAACUUUCCCUUCAGGCAUGAGGGGACACCCGCCUGUGCGUGUCUGUGACCUCUCAGACCACAUAGAGAGGCUGAGGGCCAAUGAUGGUCUAUACUUCUAUCAGGAGUAUGAGGUAACUCAUGGAGCAUCACACACACACUUGCUUGGCAUUACCUGCAUCCUUAUUGAUCUUGUUUCUUCCUGUACAUCCUUAUUUUCUUCUCUUCUUGUGUCAGUCCAUCGAUCUAGGUCAGCAGUUCACCUGGGAGCACUCAAACCUGGAGGUCAAUAAGUCAAAGAACCGCUAUGCAAAUGUUACUGCCUACGACCAUUCCAGGGUCAUCCUGACUACAGUGGAUGGUGAGAGACAUCCAGUUUAUUGACAUUAUCAGAAGGACAGACUUGUCAUAUUUCAUACAUAUAUUUCGUUUAACUCUUGUAAGCUGUGCUGUUUUUAAAACUCUCUUUUAUUUGUAUGUCUUUGUGAAUGUGUUCACCUUUCUCCUCAUAAAAGAAGUCAUAGGGAGUGACUACAUCAACGCCAACUAUAUUGAUGGUUACAGAAAGCAGAACGCUUACAUAGCCACUCAAGGGCCCCUCCAGGAAACACUGAGCGACUUCUGGAGGAUGGUUUGGGAGCAGAGGACAUGCACUAUCAUAAUGAUGACCAGGCUCGAGGAAAAGUCCCGGGUAAGUUCUCAGAUGUUGAUCUGAGUUGAAAUUAAACGCCUUAGGCUACUAUGGCUAUAGAUACAUUUGCUGCUUCAUCUGUGCAGGUGUGAUAUAAAAAUAUAGUUUUUCAAACUGAUGUUACACAGGACAAAGUUUACCUUUUCUAUUCAUAAUAAAUCAUUGAACAGUACCAUCCAGCUCACCAACACAGGCGCUGAUGGUCGUGCAGUUUUCGUCAAUUUAUCGCCAUUUGCAGAGAGUAGAUGGUGACUGCAGAGCAGUGUUUAUGAGGAGUCAUCAAUCAUCAUCCCAACAUUUCCAGCUCUUUGUUUCCUAAAAAUAACCCUGUCCGUGAGCACAGAGGGCUCUAUUUUCGAGUAUGCCCGUGAGGCGACGGAGGGCGGCGAGCCCCGCGCAGUUGUAUUUUCGUCUGGCGCAGCCCGGCAUACAGCCAGUUUGGUAUUUUCGUGGACUGAGCUGCCAAGCUGGGCUUGGUAGCGUGGCAGGGGGAGGUGUCGACAGAAUCAGCGGGCGCAGUGACAUUUUCGUGCUCGCCACCGGCGUGUAAAGUGCGCUGAAAGCUCGCCAAUUUAAACCUGGUCAGCUUUCAGCACUGCAGCAGGAGCUGGUCUAGUAGUAUUUUGGUAGACCGGCAGCGUAUCGGCAUAUGUCACCGAUGCCUCACCGGCAGGUUUCCACAGUGUCAGGCAAAUUUCAGUGCAAUAAAUAAUCAUCAACAACUAAUAUUCUGAGUCAGCACAUACAUUUCGAUCUAUAUCGAUAUAUUCUGAUCUAUAUCUGAUCUGAUGAGCGUGUUUGGCACGCGUUUGGACACACAACCUGACCGAAUCAACACAGCUGAAACCGCAUUAAAUUAAAUUAAAUAUCUAGUAAAUAGACACACAUGAUGAAGUUAACAAGAUAUGUAAUUCGUCUCCCUCCUUUUCUUUCUUCCUCUUCCUCUUAUUUCUCGCGCAGCUCGACCUGGACACGUCUCUAUGUCCUCUUCCUGUGCUGCUGCAGCUGCAGCGGCUGAACAGAUGAUUUGUUUCAGUGAUCAGAUGAGUUAUCUACUUUAAGCCAACAUACGAAUAUUAUAAUAUUCAGUUUUGUGAGCCAAAUUUAUUUUAUAUGCCAACAUCUAUGAAAGAAAGAGCCGGGCCACCGAGCGCGAUGUGUCAUUUAUGCACAGAUGGUUCCGAUUUUAAUGCCAUUUUUGGAGUUAAUGUUGUGAUCUGUGCGCUCAACCCACCUUUGUCACGUUAGGUUUGAAUAUGAGCAUCUUUUUGUGAGUGUCUUUAUUUGUGGAAAAGGGUGUUUUUCUUAACAGUGGGUCCAACAUUACACACACCAAAUCCAUCUGUGCUUAUAUGAGAGAGUGUGGAGGACGCCCUCUGCAGCGCUUACAGUGACACUUGUUGAGGAGCUGCCCUCUGUCGCCAUCUUGUGGCAUUACUGUCUUCAGACAUCUCCUGAUCUCUCUGACUACUUCACGAAAAUACUAAUACGCCUCGCCGGUGGCAGAUUUAAAGGCAAGGAGAGGAGCUUAUGUGAUUGGUGAAAACUGGUCUUGGCUGUGUUAAAACCACUCCAUGCCCUCUCUCCUCCCUCGCAACGAUUUACGCCACUGGGAGGAGCUGAGUUAGGGAGGGGGGAUACUUACGCUGGGCUGCGCUGCUCACCAAAAUACCAAAUUGUGCUUUGGAACGCCUUAUCGGCGCGGUGGAUCUGACUUACGCCGCGCUUGCGGCACGUCUCCGGCGAGGCACGAAAAUAGAGCCCAGAUUGUUAAUACCUUUUUGACUUUAUAGUCUAUCUUUCUUACUAAGAGGCUCAGUGGGUAGGGUCAGUUGUCUCCCAAUGAAAAGGUCUGGGGUUUGAUUUAUGAGCUGUUGACUUACCUUGGGCAAAACACUUGACACCAACCUGCCCCUGCUGGCUCUGCCCAGUGGUGUGUAGAUGGGAAAAUCCAUAAACUGAUGGACCCUAUAGCAGCCUAUGCCACCUGUGUGUGAAUGAGUUGUGAAUGGGUGAAUGUGACAUGUAAUGUAAAAGAGCGGUCAGAAGGAAACUAGAGACAGAUAGAAACACAGUCCUUUUACCAUCUACUGAACACUCGGCUGUGUGAUUGAUUAAAACCCCAGGACAACAGUUAUUAACAACCAAAAGUGCAAGUCAUAUUUCUAUUAGCUACAGUGUAGCAAAGAAAGUCACAUCAAUAGGCUAAAAAAUAUGGUUUUCCUAACACUGGGUACAGUCAGUGACAGCUGAGCAGGUGAGUGGAUCCAUCUGUUGCUGAUCUCUGUAGUACAGUGAGGAAAUCAGUCAUACUUUAAGUUAUGUUUUUGGCCUCAUUUAUCUUAAAUGGGUCAACUGCAGAUCCUUGAGAGGAAGUAGAGCCAAACCAGGGCCAAGAGAAAUGUUCUGACAGAAGUUGUGUUCACAUGUCUAACUUUGCCUUUAAUGAAAAUGUCUGGUGUCAUGUGAAAUGUAAAAGAAGUAGGAGUAUGGCUAACCAUGACUUAACUGAGGGUCAAAACUUUCAGUUUAAUGUUAUGUCACUGCUCGAGCAAAUAAAAUCCAUUUUCAUGGAAGCAUUACAGGCUGCGAAAUCAGAGGGACUGUUGAUAUAGCUGAAAAAAUAAACAGCCAUCUUUAUAUCAAUCAGUGGUCUGGUUUUCAAGGUUUUCCCACCUCCCAAUCUCCAAAUCUAAUGCAACAGCUAUGUAAAAUUAAUGUCUAACGUUUGUCUAUUUGCAGGUUAAAUGUGACCAGUACUGGCCCAGUCGAGGCACAGAGACAUACGGAAUGAUUCAGGUGACCAUGUUGGACACCGCAGAGCUUGCCACAUACAGCUUACGUACAUUUGCCCUCUACAAGGUGAGCCAUUGGCUGGUGAUAAGACAUAGUGCGCAGAAGAAAGGGAACAGUCCCUAAUGUAAAAGCACCGUCGCUUUUUUUUAUUUUUUUAAUUAAAUUUCUAUUAUCUGUACAAAUUUUUUUCAGUUUUUUCACUUUUGUUAUUCUCCACCCAUACACAAAGAAUAGGUGAAAAAAACAGACAAAAUCCAAUCACUGCUAUAAGAAAACCAAGUCAAACUUUAUUCAUAAUGCACAUUUAAUGACAAUUAAGUGCUUCACAAAGUAAAAGAAGAAAACAUUACAUGGAUAAAAGUGUCCUUAUCUCAGAGUGGAGGCCAAAGAGAAAAGACAGAAACCAUUUAAAGCCUUUAAUAGAACAGAUGUGUGAAAGAUAUCUUAAGUCAUGAACCACUGCAUCCAAUUUAACAGGCAGUACAGAAUGAGACAAAAAAAGUCAAGAUUAUGGUAAGAAGAGGAGAAAGGGAAACAGAAACAGAGGAAAACACAGUUUAGGUUCUGAUGUGCCAGUUCAGGUCUACAGAACAGUUUUUCUACUUUACUCAUAAUAUUUAUUCUUAGUUCUCCACAGACUACAACAUUUAACCAGGGAGCUCUGUUUAAAAGUUUAAUUCACUCAUAAGCUAUCUUUUCAUUUGUAUUGAUUUGAUAUGUUUUCCAUGGUGUGUAUGCCCUUCAUUGACUGUAGCCUCUUGUUUACCUUUGGAAGGAUCUAUUUUUUUCCACCCUCUUGUUAUUUUCUCCAAUUCUGUUAAUUUUGGGAUCCAAAAGAGACAGAAUUCAUGUUUUAUACCGUCAAGAUGAAAUCCCAAGAUUUUUUUUGUUAUGGAUAUGAGAGAGGACUUUUUAUCAACCCUGAAUACUUCUUUAACACAGCCAAGGUUGACACUAUUGUGUAAAAUGGUAACCUGUUUUGUCUGUCUCUGUAUUUUUUUCUGUCAAACUUGUUUUUGCUUGUUUCUUUUCUACAUGUAGUGCCCUUAUGGCAAUGUGAUGCAAAAAAUGAGGGUUUUUUGAUUGCAAUAAAAUCACAUUAAUCCAUGCUUUAGUGAAUGUGUGUAUCUGUGCUUCAACAGAAUGGGUCCAGUGAAAAAAGAGAGGUUCGACAGUUCCAGUUUAUGGCUUGGCCUGACCAUGGAGUGCCUGAGUAUCCUGCCCCAACAAUUGCCUUUCUACGAAGAGUCAAAGCUACUAAUCCUCCAGACGCUGGACCCAUGGUAAUCCACUGCAGGUAAACUUCCAGUUCUUGGGAAUCACUCAAUCAGAAACAACAGAGGACAUUUUACCGAGCAGUCUAUUUAAGCAGAAAGGUUAAAAUCCUCCAUGUUAACAGCAAUGUGCCUGUCUGCAGGUGCACUUGUGAAUGACAGCAAACACAUAUACUUAUGUUACACCCAAAACCCAUCCAAUCAAUGACCAAAGGACUUAUUUUGGCCUUUUUGUGCCCCAUCAAUCAUUUGGUUUGACCCCUGACACUUUGGUCUGUGUGCUGUAGACACUUCAGUUAAGAUCAUUUAAAUAGAGCCACAAGCUUAAACUAAACUUCAAGAAUGGAAGUUUUGAUUAUGUAAAUUAAGUAGGACUGUCAAAAUUACGCUUUAACGCAGAUUAAUCCAUCAUCAUGAUUAAUCUGAUCAUUUAGGCAAGUUACAGUUAAAUCUAUGACAGCAGCUUUUUGCAAUCUUUUUGGGUUGAGUUCAUUUCAUUACUCUAGGAUAAAGGUGAUUUUGUUUGGCCAAGUGACCCUCUGCAGACCUGAUAACCUUUGAGAGGGCCCCUAAGGGUUGGAGUGCUGUUCUGUGAAGAUCUAGAAAAUCCUUUAAGCUUCAGGUUCUAGUACAGGUUCCUUUAUUUAUACCUGUUGAUAGGUUUGUUUGCAGCAAGCCAAUGACAUCUGUCUUGACUUCUUAUCACACAUACUACACAAAUCAAUCUGAAGUAAAAAAAACAAACUAAAACAUGACAAAAAGUAUUCUUGCGUCAGCACUCAGAAAUGAGUUUCAUCGAUAAAUAACACUCAGUUAAAGAGAUAGCCUAAUCAGAAGAUUAUAGUGUGAUUAAUAUAACUAACAGUCCUAAUGUGGGUGAAUGCAAAACUGUACAGGGUAAGAGGACCCUUUAUAGUGGAGGCCUUGGACACCCUAAUACAUUUGGUCCUGCCUAUUGCUGCAAGGUGGUGGAGAGCAAUAAAUAAGGAUCUUUCACUGACCAAGAGACCGGAUGUUGCAUUUCUAGCUGGCCUGUAUUGGGAACUUAGUAUGAGUUAUAGUCAAAGGCAUUUUUAAUGAGACUGUUGCUGCGGUGAAACUUUUGAGCAUCAUACUCAGCAAGUAAGUUAUAAAACAACUCUUACUGAGAGAGUUCUGUUUGGCUCACUAUACAUGACCCCUGACAUAACCCAUGUUGAUGUAACACAGAUAAACCAACAACAGAGUCUACAAUGUUUUUUCUUUGUUUCCAUCAGUGCUGGUGUGGGCCGAACUGGUUGCUUCAUUGUGAUCGAUGCCAUGCUGGAAAGAAUGAAACAUGAGAAAACAGUGGACAUCUAUGGUUACGUAACAUGUAUAAGAGCUCAGAGGAACUAUAUGGUGCAGACAGAGGAUCAAUACAUAUUCAUCCAUGAAGCCCUGCGAGAAGCUGCCACAUAUGACAACACAGACAUCUCUGCCCGAAACCUGUAUGCCCAUAUACAGAAGCUCAGCCAGACUCCUGCUGGAGAGACUGUCAGCGCCAUGGAACUAGAGUUUAAGGUAGAGGUCUUUUUUUGUGAUGGUUACUCCUGCCAAGAAGUUUUCUAUGCUGUAAGUUUGCUUGUUUGUCCAAUUGUGUGGAAACACCAGGGUUACAAAAAAACUGACAUGGUUUUAUGAAACUUUUUUAAAGCAUGAGGCAAAAUCUGAAUUAGGCUCAUGUUAGACUGGGCCCAGAGAAGACCCACCAAUAGCAAAUCUGUCUAGGGAUCAAGCAAUAUCAGUAGAUUCAACAAACAGUUACAGAUUUUAUCCACUGAAACAAUAUUGGAAUAAAAUGGAUUUUGGAAUGAGUUUUAGUGCUUGAGAUUUUUUGUUAUUCUAAGGCACACUGUUAGUGAUGUUUCCUUCAGUCAUCAAGUGUUCAGAUUGAACAUCAAAACCUCUCUCAGGUAAUUCUGUCCAGGUUCAUAAAGCAUCAACAUGUGCUUGAGCAGCACUCUCCUAAUUACUCAGUUCUCUUACUCAAGAACCACUUGCAGGCCUUCGCUUCAGCUUCCAUGUUGUUUAAGAUGCCCCUUCUUCUCUCACCUCUGACCUCAGGUUCUUUGUAAGGCUGUGCAGAGAGACCACCCUGGAAAGCCUCUGCACCCUACUUCCACAGGCCAGCCCCUCAUUUUCCAGCGGUUGCUAUCUGACCUUUAUACUUAUUCUUCUUGCCAACUUUUGAUGGCAUGGAUCACGCCGAUGACCACAUUUCUACUUGCCUACAAUACCAGGUUGAGGGUAGUCUUGGCACGCUGGGAGGGGCUUGAGUUGUCAAUCCAAGUCCACUGACAGCUGCCAGUCCUGAGUGGCGUUCAGGAAUCCUAAUUCUGCCUUAGAUCGUAUCCCCAGCUAAUCUUCUGCUCUGAUAAAGCUAAUGGUUUGCUUUGUAGGUUUCAAGAGGCAGCAGGUGGUAACUGCAUUACAAAGGCUCCAGCAGCAGUUUUGAUAUGAUGGUGAAAUCAUUUAAUAUUAUUUAAUUUGUUUAGAAUAAUCAAACUUUUAUUCAUUACAUUACAAGCUCUCCCCAAUGGGCAACGAUAUUGAUUAUUGAUAAUGAUGAUGAUGGUGAUAAAGAUGUUGUUGUUAAUGAUAAUGAGGAUGAUAAUGAUGAUGAUGAUGAUAAUGUGGUGAUGUUGAAGAUAAUGUUGAUGAUGGUGAUGAUGAUGGUGAAGCUGAUGAUAAUGUUGAUGAUGAUAAUGAUGAUGAUUAUGUUGAUGAUGAUGAUGGUGAUGAUGAUGAUGAUGAUGAUGAUGAUGAUGAUGAUGGUGGUGGUGAUGGUGAUGGUGAUAAUGGUGAAAGUGAUGGUGAUGAUGAUGAUGGUGAAAGUAAAGGUGAUGAUGAUAAUGGUGAUGUUGAUGAUAAUGAUGAUGAUCAUGAUGAUGAUGAUGAUCAUGAUGACAAUAAUGAUGAUGAUGAUGAUGAUGAUGAUGAUGAUGAUGAUGAUAAUGAUAAUGAUGAUAUUGAUGAUGAUGGUGAUGAUGAUGGUGAUGAUGAUGGUGAUGAUGGUGAAAGCGAUGUGAUGAUAAUAAUGGUGAUGGUGAUGAUGAUGGUGAUAAUGAUGAUGGUGAUAGCGAUGUGAUGAUAAUAAUGGUGAUGUUGUUGAUGAUGUUGAAGAUGGUGAUGAUGAUGAUAAUGGUGAAAAUGAUGGUGAAAGCGAUGUGAUGAUGAUUAUGGUGAUUUUGAUGAUGAUGUUAAAGGUGAUAUUGAUUAGUUUGAUGAUGGUGAUGAUGAUGUUCCUCCAUAGCCUACUACUCAAUUAUAUUUUAUUAGUCAUAUUUUUACUUAUUCAUCUGAUACUGCUUUUGUUGUUGAUUUUUAAUGAACCACAGCAGGCCUUACCUAAUGAAGUCCAUUAGUCUAACAAUAUGACACACACACUUACCAUUGCUCAAUGUUGGGCAGCCUGGACAUUAGAGGUGGCAUUAAAUUUAACCCCAGAAAUCUAUUUUAUAACACUUUUGCAUUUCUCUGGUGAUCUCUUGUGACUGUGUCUUCUUGUGACCACUUAUCAAACCCAAUGAAGGUCUUUUUGUGGACUCUGGCCCCAGUGAGCAUAUGAGUGAUCUCUGAUAUUUGGGGCAUUUUCAAAAUAAGUUUUAACAUGAAAAUCUGAAAUAAAGUCAUUAAUCGAAAGUGCAUCAUUGAAAUAGUUUGAGAGCUUUUAUUUGAAGUUAUGAAGCCUCAGUCAUUUCUGAGCUGAGAACUGGUUGUCUCAGGGUUGUCCUCUUCUCUCUCUCUGCAGAAACUGGUGAACUCCAACACACACACCUCAAGAUUUAUCAGUGCCAAUCUACCAUGUAACAAAUUCAAAAACCGCCUGGUCAACAUCUUGCCUUUUGAGUCCAAUCGUGUCUGCCUGCAGCCAAUCAGAGGGGUGGAAGGGUCUGACUACAUUAACGCCAGCCUUAUAGAUGGAUAUAGGCAAGUACAGACAAACUAUAUUAGUUGAGUUUGCAGCUGUAUUGCUGGAUGAAACUGUAAAACAGGGUGGUGGAGAGCAGUUUUGUUAGGCACAGCAAGAUGUCCCAUUAGUUACUGUAUCCAGGACAAGACAAAUACAAUCAAAACCAGGGCAAAAGGACCACAGAGAUUUUUGCUGACUUUUUUAUGAUGAAACACCUACUGAAUGUCAUAAUUUAGCACAGCUACAGGCAAUUUUAAUAGCAGUCAAACUAAAUUCUAUUGUGGGACAACAGCUUACAAACGUCAUUCUUUUCUCAUUUUCAGGCAACAAAAAGCUUACAUUGCUACUCAGGGCCCCUUACUUGAGACCACGGAGGACUUCUGGAGAAUGCUGUGGGAACAAAACUCCACCAUUGUGGUCAUGCUCACCAAGCUGCGUGAAAUGGGACGGGUAACACAUUUAAACUAUGUAUUAUUAUCAUCAGAAUAACAUCCAAAUAUAUUUUUGGAUAUGGUCCUGGGAUGGGUGUGACCUGUACCUUUCACAGUCUAUCAUGCUGCUCUUGGAUCGUCUCUGGUCAAGGUUUUGGUACACACCAACUGUGACCUCCCUACAGACAGGCCCUGCUAUCAGGGAAGCACAUUAAUGGAUUUUUGCCUUUAUCUUACAUGUUAAUACUGGUAUGAAUACAAAUAUACACACAUUUUUUUCUCUUUACUAAGCCGCUCCAGCAACAGUUUUGUUGUUACUUUUAUUGUGACAGUCUAUUUAAAGUACGUAGACACAAAACAAACAAUAUUUGAUUUUUUUCAAACAUGAUGAUUGCAUUCGACUGCACCACUUUGAAUGACCUUCAUAUGGCCAAAAAGUGUAGGCUGUUGUUGAGCGCACUUAGCUAAUGUGUUACCUUUUCAACCCUUAUUACAGACAUUACAGACAAUGAACUUUUUAAGUUGUGAAAAGUGACCUGUACUGAUAUCAUGCUGAAAUUUUUGAGCAUUCUUAUUUAUGUUCUUUGCUGAAUCCUAAAUCAGUCAGUGACUGUAACCCUGACUGAUCUCUCUUUGGCAAAAGUCCUGUUAAUGCCUUUGUUCCUCAUCGUGGACCGUAUGAAAGCAACUGGUUACCAGAAAUCACAGCAAAAGGUUAAUGUGAAAAUUGAAAUAGAUAAUUAGAAAUUCUUUUUAAUUUUUAGAAUAUUUGUAAAUUAUUUGACUCAUAAAUUCAGUUCAUAUCUAACUGUGUAAUUUGCAUCUUCAAGAAUUUACAUUCUUUAACAUGAUUAAAAUAAAAAAGAGAAAACAAAACAGACACCUAUAAAUAAAAGUUUAAAAGCAUUUAAAAGCAAUGGUUAAAUAAUAUAAAAUACUUUUGCUGUCUUAGGGCUCUUUUAACCUGUGCCAAAAUUAAAAAUCAAGGUGUCAAACAGAUGUUGAGCAGCCAACAUGUGAAAAAGGGGGUCAUUGGUAAAUCUGUCUCUGACUUCACUCACUGUUGAUAAUUGAAAAUAAGAUUUCUGCUUAUUAGAAUAAAAGUGGUUUGAUGAUGGUGUCAGUGGCACUUUGACAUGAAAACAUUAAAUUAAUGUGGGUGCAAUGGCUUCGUGGACUUAUUGUAAUAUGUUUACAUUCUUUAGGAGAAGUGUCAUCAGUAUUGGCCUGCUGACCGCUCAGCACGCUACCAGUACUUUGUUGUGGACCCCAUGGCUGAGUACAACAUGCCUCAGUACAUCCUGAGAGAGUUCAAAGUGACCGAUGCAAGAGUAAGUUCUGCUGCUGUUUGUUUUUGGAGUUGUAUUAACAAGACAGCUUUAUCGAACCUGGCUCAAUUACAACAACCAUCCCAGUCAGUGAUAUGUAUUUCAGGUGUUUCUCUGUACCAGUGUAACCUUUGGUAUCAGUAAAUUGCCUGCCUAUAGAGGUUCCCCCUAAUAAUCAGAUACUGUUGUUACAAAGCAAUGAUAAGAUCUAUGCAACACGCACACACACACACACACACACACACACACACACACACACACACACACACACACACACACACACACACACACACACACACACACACACACACACACACACACACACACACACACACAAAGAAAACAUUUCCCUCCUACUUGAGCCAGGGUGACUGAGAGUAUGUUUCAAUUUUAUUCCAGGAUGGUCAGUCAAGGACCAUAAGACAGUUUCAGUUCACUGACUGGCCAGAACAAGGACUGCCAGUAACUGGAGAGGGAUUCAUCGACUUCAUUGGACAAGUUCAUAAAACCAAGGAGCAGUUUGGGCAAGACGGACCCAUUACUGUGCACUGCAGGUACGUGUAUAGAUUUGUGUGUGGAGGAUGGAUGGAUGAAUGAUGAAUGGAUGAAUGGAUGGAACUGACUUUCUGGAAAUUGUUAAUUUAUAACAGAAUAGUUCAGUUUCAUAGAUGAGCUGUUUUUGAAAGAAUUAUUGGAUCAUUGAUAAACUUGGUCUACAUAAACAUAUGUGAAAAAACACCCCACAAAAGAAAAACAUCCUUGACAGGGAACAAUCAGGGAAGGGUUGACUAACCCACUAGACUGCUGAUAAAUGAAUUUAAUUUUUAUUAGGUCAGUAUAUGAAUUGGAGCUACAGCUUACUCACUAUAAUGAAUGUUGUCUUAUUAACUCUCUUACAGAUACAAUUCAGUGUGACAACACAACAAUUGAGUGAUUAUUGCAUGUAUGGAAACACUUCCCUGGGUGUUUUAUAAGAAGUACAAAAUGGUUUUAGAAUAUUAAAUUAUAAUAUGGAAUCAUAAUAAUUAAUAUACUAUGAUAAUCAUAUGAGAAUCUUUAUUGCCUUUUCUAUUGUUUAUAUAUUGCUAAUACUUAACCAAUGUUUUGGUCCUCAUGCAAAAUACUGUAAUGAAAUGUUGAUGAUUGAUAGCAUCCUCACACACUCUGUGGUAGAUCAGCAGUGAUUAAUAGGUCACUGGCCAUAUGAGCUGUAUGUCGUUCUCCAUUCAUCAAUCAGUUCAUCUUUAUUUAUAAAGCUGUAAUUCACAACAAGUGUUAUCCCAAAUUAAAGUCUUGUUCCUUCAUCAUAUUCAGGUGUGUUCUUUAAGUGUAUAUUUGUUUGUUUGUGAUGACCUUCAUAAUGAAGAAUUUAGUAAUGAAUGACUUUGAUAUGUAUCCAACAGUGCUGGUGUUGGGCGAACUGGUGUGUUCAUCACCUUGAGUAUUGUCCUGGAGAGGAUGAGAUACGAGGGCAUGGUUGAUGUCUUCCAGGCAGUCAAGACUCUACGAACCCAGAGGCCAGCCAUGGUGCAGACCGAGGUACACUUUUUAGCUCCAGCUCAUCACACAUGUAACAUUAUCUGUAGCUUCAGCCCUGCCCUUUUACAGAAGCAUCCUUUCUUCAUCAACUCACUAAUUCUACAUUUUUCUCCACCAGGACCAGUACCAACUAUGCUACAGGGCAGCUCUGGAGUACCUGGGAAGCUUUGAUCACUAUGCAUAAUAAUUCAACCAAGAGAGACACCAUGAGAAGAGCUCUGUGUGGCCCUGUGCCUUACCCAUGUAGCUCAGGUCCUUCAGUCCCUGUGGCCUGUUAAGGAUAAGGAACACUGGCAAGAGCAGAGAGGACAACAUGCUGGACAUUCUUAUUGGUUUUAUUUAUAUGAAUUACUUAUAAUGCCAUGAUCAGUCAUUUUUAUACAUCUCACUGGGUUUUUUUAUAGGCUUAUCUUUUUACACCUUUUUGAAUGACACACGUAUGUCCACCACUCUCUACACACUGAAAGCUUAUCAACUCAGCAGCUAUAAAUUAGGAUAUUUUGCAACUGUUUAGUUAAAAAUCUAUCAGAUUAAAUAAUCAGUGAAGGUUUGUUAUCAACUGCUCCUUCCGGCAUCUGGACUUCUUGGAAAUAAAGAUAUAACUUUUGUAUGGUUCUCAUUUUUAAUGUAUUUCCCUCUAUCAACAACUCAGGUACACUAAUUGCAGACAGCACGUGUUUCAUAUUUAUUUUACAAAUUUUGACAACUUUGCUGAAAAAUGCUUAAUGCAUGAGAAAGAUCUUUUCAUCAGGAAAGAACUUCAACAUUUUAAUUUCUUAUAAGGUGCUGUCUCCUUUGUCACCAAGACAUUCACAGUUUCAUCUUCUUUGUUCCAAACUUAUCAGGAACAUAUCAGGAACAUGUUGGGACAAAAAUAAUGGGGUGGUUAGUCCCUGAAUACCUAAGAGAGACAAGCUCAGAUUUCUGUGUUAGUUUUGAUAAAUUUUUAUAUUUUCCAUCCAGUUAACUGUCAUUGUAGGACACCUGAGUGUGUGUGUGAGUUCAGUUUGAUUGUUGUUCAUUUGUAUGUACAGUCAGCCCAGUCUUUUGUCUUUUGGAAAAGUAAUAAACUCAAAGAUGUUAUUUUUAAAACACA
Xyrichtys novacula (pearly razorfish) is the source of this 76751-nucleotide messenger RNA. NCBI's taxonomy places the organism in Eukaryota, Metazoa, Chordata, Actinopteri, Labriformes, Labridae. The record is from the annotation of a GenBank genome assembly.